Xyrichtys novacula (pearly razorfish) is the source of this 53871-nucleotide messenger RNA. The record is from the annotation of a GenBank genome assembly. NCBI's taxonomy places the organism in Eukaryota, Metazoa, Chordata, Actinopteri, Labriformes, Labridae.
GGAGGAAAGAGGAGAAGGUUGAUAUGAUAUUCACGUCCAAGGGAGACCUCACUGGGACGGGACAGGUAACGCAAACCACACACCGGCGGGGCUUUACUGUCAAGGUAACUUACAUGCCUGCAGCCUUUUUUUAUUGCCACAAUACCUUGUUUGGAAUAACGUUAGGACGCGGACGAGUCCUAGUAGUGUUUAUGUGGGAGCUGUCAGCCAACCAGCGGAGGGGCUUGGUCGGGUUUUGACAGCCAUGGAGCGGACUAGCAACUGCACUGCAGCCAGCGUUAGCUCAGCUGUCAACGCAGAUGCAGAAAAAUAUCACCGGUGUUUGUGAAUGACACGGCGGAGACGACGUUUCAAAUUCACAUAUAUGGUUGUUUUUGACCUAAUUCGAAAUAUUAGCACCCACAAGCGAACAUAGUGAGCUAACCGCCGUCACAUUUUGGUAAACAUGUAGGUGCUGUUAAAUGUUGACAGAUGCUUUAAAGUGAGAGGGCAGAUAGCUCGGUCGGACUGAGGCGUUAGUUGUGAAUUAAUUAUAUGUUGCUGUCGACUUAAUUCACUGAAUUAUACAUCCAAUUGAGAAAUAUACAGUAUUUAAGUAUUCUUAAAUGGAGGAACAGGCUUUUGAGGUGUAGUAUUUUGACCAGCACUCAUCCAUGCAUCCAUUGUUGUCCUGACAACAGCAGCCAAAACGUCCUCCAGCUCAUUCUGUAUUACUUUCCAAAAGAAAUGUAACACCACCAAACCUGUCUGAGGUCAGCCUGAGGGGUCUACACACCCAGCAACUCACAGGAGACAGCGGGUUAAAGGUCAUCCAGGUGACAGAACUACCUUGACUGGCUUAAGUCAAAGUGAUUUAGGAGGGCGAGGGUCCUCUCAAAUAGCUGAACUUCUUCCAGCAGGUGAAGGUUGAGGGCAACCGUCCUGCAGUAAACACACAGUAUGAUCUUGUUGUCACCAAAUAAACCUGUUCAUGAGGAUUCAUUUAAAUUUAAAAUCUUUGAACCUUGUAAAAAAAAAAAAGAAAAAUUUGGCAAAUUUUGAGAUUUUUGCUCAAGCUAAAAAUAAUCAGAUAUUAUUAGAUAGGCUCCAGAUUGUUUUUUCUUCUUUUUUUAUUUUAUUUUAUUGGUUGAAUCGCCAUUUCUUGCACUCAAAAUCAAAAUGAUCAUUUUUAAAAUUCCCUGUCUUGGUCACACCCUUAUGUAUAUUUUUUAAAAUGUGCCGUUUCAGAUCCACAUGUCUGCUAAAAAAGUGACCCAGUUUCAGUCAGCAUUUCCUCCUUCCCAACAUUGACAUUUAAUUUUUUUUGAAAUCACACAGGAUGUUGCGUGCAUUCAAAGCCAGUCACUGAUCCUGAUCUUCUGCGUUUAAUUUAGUCUCAAGUCUGACACAUGAGCCCUUUAUGUUUUUAUUUCUAUUUAAUAGCUUACUGGGAAGUUGCUGGUCCUGACUUGUCAUCUGUAAUUAAUAACAAGUAAUACAAUAUGUUUUAUGUCUGUGUAUAUUUAUAGAUAGUCUAAAAAGACUGGCCUGUCAUGAGAGCUGGAUAGAGUGGGAAUCUAGCUGAGCGAGAAGAAAAACAGAGUCCCAAACUGACAAACUUGCCCUGGACGUUAAUUUCCCGCAAUUUCAGACUAACAUUUUUAGUGGUUGCUCGCUGGUGGUUGUCUGACUGAAGAGCUCAUUACUAUAUCAAUGCUUGCUGUUAUUUUUGGCCAAGGUGGAAACCAUAUAGCCCCACUGGCCUCAGGCAAGGCAAGACGGAUGAGGCUCUGUGACUGUGGAGUCUGGUCAUAGUGGCAUGCUCAUGUCUGUAACUAGCAUUCUCUCACUCCUCUGACAUUUUGUGCUUUUCUUGUACAGGUUUACAAUUAUAAACUAUUUUAAGACAUGACCCUGGUGGACUGAACUUUGCAUCCUACAUCUGCUUGAACCAGUUAGUUUAACCUGGUGAUUUGUUGUUGUUGUUGUUGAAAACUCUAACAGAGUUUUUUAGUCACGGAAUUGUUCUGCUGAAAUGACAUUCCCAGUGAUAUUUCAUUUUUAAUUUAUUUCUAUAUUUGUCAUGAUGGAAACUGAUCUACUCUCUAACACGGCUUAUGUGAAUGGGAUUUUAUUAAUGCUGCGUUUGAGUUACCUCAGAAGUCAGAUGUCGGAGCUGAAAAUGACGUCACACCUGAGCUACCAGUGUUUCAGUUACCAAGUCAGAAAAAAGUGUUUGCCUUGUCCGAGUAUAAGGCAAGCGCUAAAAUAAUGCUGCGUUCGAGUUACCUCGGAAGUCAGAAGUCCAAGCUGAAAAUGGCGUCACAACUGGGUUACCAAUGUUUCAGUAACCAAGUCGGAAAAAAGCUAAAUCAGAGGCCCGAAACAAAAUGGCUACAUCUCUGAGAGUUAUUUUAGCACUUGCCUAGUCUGAAUAUAUGUAAAAUAACUUUUGUAGAUGUAGCCAUUUUGUUUCCGCCUCCGAUUUUGCUUUUUUGCAUCUUGGUAACUGAAACACAGGUAACUCGGUUGUGACGUAAUUUUCAGCUUGGACUUCUGACUUCCGAGCGAACUCGAACGCAGCAUAAUGCCAUAGAAAUAACAUAAAUCUUCACCGUGGCAACUUGACACUCUCAAUUGGAUAUAAAUUAAUAUAAUUGGAUAUAAAUAAAAUAAAUUGGUCCCCAAAAGGUGGCAGCAAGCUUUGAAUAAGAGACCUUUAACUUAUAGACGACAGUGCUUAUGCCGCGUUCGAGUUACCUCAGAAAGUAGAUGUCCGAGCUGGGAAUGAUGUCACACCCGAGUUACCAGCGUUUCAGUUACCAAGUCGGAAAAAAAGCAAGAUCUGAGGUGGAAACAAGAUGGCUGCAUCUACAAAAAGUUAUUUUAGCGCUUGUUAUUUUAGUUAUUUUAAGUUAUUUUAGCAUCCCCUUUCGUAGAUGUAGCCAUCUUGUUUCCGCCUCAGAUUUAGCUUUUUACCGACUUGGUAACUGAAACGCUGGUAACUCGGGUGUAACGUCAUUCUCAGCUCGGACAUCUAGUUUCCGAGAUAACUUGAAUGCAGCAUUACAGUGUAAGAUUCUAUGAGAAGUUUUGUUGUUAUUUUCACAGUAAAGAAUUUGUAAUUUGGAGAUUUACCUUGAUUGUAAGAGGACAGGACAGUGGAUAGAGCAACAAAUGGGUAGAGAACAGGGAACACUUGGACUGCCAGGCCAGCAAGUUUUUAUCGUAAUCACAAUUUCAGCCUUCCUUCUAUCAAAAACCUUGAUUUACGGCAAAUACAGACAUUUACAGUGCAUUCUCAGCCCCCAGAAAACUCUGUGGUCGUUGGUUGAAAAUAAUGUACCAAAAAUAAAUUACACCUACCCUAUUGGAUUUACAGUAGGUUAUAUAUUAUCUUCUCUAUGUGUAUUCUACAACUGGUAUUAGUGUUCCAUUGUUUUCUAUCCACAUACACACAUACUCAGGUGUGUGUCGGCAAAGCAGAGGGACAGGUUAUGAAAAACACAGGGAGGGCAGCAGCAAUAUAUCUACCUCCACCAGAAGCUGAAUAUAUAGGAGUUGUUGCUUCUCAAUAACAAAGAGGUGAUGAAACCUAAGAGCCGAACAAGCUUGCUUUGUGUAAGUGCCGAAUAAAUACUCAACGGUUGCUCAUAGACACCUUGUAAUGCUUAUUUAUCUGGUGGUAAAGCCCAUUAAAUGCUGUUGUUACAGAUAUAUACCCUGUUACUCCGGUGCUCUCUACUCUAGUGCCAGCUAAACCACUUUCAACCUAAAUGCUGGUAACAUCCUGUUUUAACCUGCUCUGCUGCUGUGUACUGUUUGAGUCUACAGCUGACAGCGCUGUCAGCAGCUGACAGUAGAGAAGCUCAGUGAUGCACCAGGAAUUUAUCACCUUAUAUGAACAGGAUGCACUCGUUUUUGACUGUGUGCAAAUGUUUCAUAACACAAGUGUGCAGAAACGGCAUUUACACGUGAGUCAUAGAUAACACAGAAGACUUAUUAAGGAUGCUGCAGGAGUCUAGUGCUGUACAGUUUUACCUUUAAUGGGGGUUCGGCUACAUCAGUAAAGAGACACUUUUGUGUGUUUUAAGAGAAGAAAUGAAAAAAAUCAAACAGAUUAGUGACAACUACAGUGUAACCGAUACCAAGAAGCUGUAUGAAACAUCAGGUAAACUGGAAUUUGAUCCAAUCCAAUCCAAUCCAAUCCAAUCCAAACCCUUUAAUUAUAUAGAACAUUUAAAAAAACUUUAAAGUUUACCAAAGUGCGGCACAAUAAAAUUGAAUGAAUAAAAAAAAAUUGACUGAUGAAUGAAGUGUAGAAUGAGUGUUAUGUAAGGGUAAUGUCUGUAAGUAUAUGUCUAAGUUUAAAAUGAAAAUGGAAAAGAAGAUAAGGACCCCAGGAAGAGCAGUCACUGCAUAUUUUGUCGUAACUGAUGGUGGAUCCAAAAUAAACAAUAAAACAAAAUAAAAAAUAAAGUAAAAACGAAACGGACACUGCAGAAAUUAAUCCAAAGGAAAUAAAUAAAAACAGGUAAAAAAAAACAAAAAAACAUUUAAAAUGAAAUAAAAUAAAUGAAAUAAAAACACAAAAUAAAAGGAAUAAAAGUGAUAAAAGGACCAUAAAAGACAUAAAACGACAGAGAUCACACAACUCUCAUGCUGAGCUAAAAGCCAAGGAAUAAAAAUGAGUUUGAAAACAUGAUUUAAAAGUAGAAAGAGUGGGGGAUGUUUUAAUCUCGAGUGGAAAUUUGUUCCACAGUUUGGGAGCCAUAGUCGAGAAAGCUCAUUUGCCAUGAGGAGCUAUUUAAGAGGUCAGAGAUGUACCAUUUAAAGAUUUAAAAACAAACAAUAAAAUUUUAAAAUGAACUUGAAAAUGAACGGGAAGCCAAUGGAGGAACUCCAGAAUAGCAGGGAUGUGGUCAUGUUUUCGUUUACCUGUUAAAAGACGAGCAGUAGCAUUUUGAUGUUUUUAUCCUCGACUUGACGAGGAACUAAAGAAAUCUCUGUUGUUACUUGCAAUAUAGACUGUAUGAGACGUACAGCGAAGGUGGAGUGAUUAGAUGAUAGCAUAGAGCAAACUGACCCAUUUCUGUGGUACCCACCGGACCUAUGCCACUAGCCUGGAUGUAUUUUAUGUUGGAAAGGUGCCAACACUGGAGGAGAAACCUGACACUCUUGCAGUGAAUUUUCUUGGCAGGGAAGGCAUCAGAACAGGGGUUUUUGGCUGCAAAUGUUGCUUCUAAGUGAGUCAUCUCAUAAUUAAGUGUGAGGGAAUGGAACCUGUGAAUUGAAUCAUCUGCAAAUAAACAGGGUUUGUUGCUUUAUUGAUGAUGGUUCUCUCUGUUUUUUUGUUUUUUUUUCAGGUGGACAUGAAAGUGUAGAUAUAAUGCUCAGACAUGGUGCCCUGUCAGACCCAUGUGUUGCUGAAGUGGCAGGAGCACUUUAACAGCUCCUGGGCUUCAGAGGACAGUGUACGGACAGCCAGGAGGGAUGGAGCUGCAGAGCUCUACGAAAAGCUCCUUCACAACAAGGAGGUGGUGACUCUCGCUCAACCUGUUCAAGAGCUCGUCGGCCCACGCCUGCCAGACUUUGAGUGCGAGUCCAGUGCCUCAGCGGAGAAGGAAGAGUACCUGUCAUCCCUGCUUCACAGUCAGCGAUGGCUCACUCACCGCAUGCUGACGCAAACCUCCUACACCCUCGGCCUCCACCACAGGCUGGUGGUCCUCCAGAGGAUCUACUACGCGCUCCAUAGCAAAUACCAUGACAAGUUCAGGGUGCAGCUGCCCUCCCAGUCCACAGACAGCGGGACUGAAUGUGGACAACUUGAGCUGGCCUCAGAGCCCUGCCUGCCAGGGGCUGCAUCCAAAGUCAAAUCUGGUACAGAUGUUCUGAUAGAAAUGGGUGUGAGGACAGGUUUGAGUCUGCUCUUCUCGUUACUGCAGCAGAACUGGAGAUACGCGGCCUCUGUGCAUCCGGAAUCGGUGCUUUGCAAUGAUGUGCUAGCAACAGCGUCGUCUGUCCUAGCCUCUCUGCCGCCUCUCUCCCUGGCCAACGAGAACAAAAUUCCGUCUGUUGGACUGGAUUGCCUGGCACAGGUGGCUGACUUCCUGAAGAAGACAUCAGUAAGCAGUGGGGCCGGUGGAGCAGACCCGACUGGACGGAGGUUAGCGCUGGAGCUGCUCCUCGGCUUGGCCAUGCAAAGAGGCUCUCUGAAGUUUCUGCUGGAGUGGGUGGAGGUUGCCUUGGCUGCUUCCAUGUCCUCAUCCACCUCUACACUGUCUUCCUCCUCCUCCUCCUCACUGAGCUCUCAGCAGUCAGCCGGUGUGGGCUUUGAUGUAAUCCAUCAAACCCUUCUACAAAUGAGGCAAUAUUCGGUACAAAAUGUGUUCUUCACACUUGCUUUUAUCAUUUUUCUGUUCCAGCAUGGGUUAGAGAUCAGCUCUUUUCAGACUUGAUGCAUGGCUGGCUGUGCUGAGCGGCUUGUUAUCAUGAGCCAAAUCAAAGACUUACUGUAUGUCCUUAGCUUAACUUGAAAUAUCUUGACAUUAGAUUUAUAUUUGGACCUGUCAUGUCAUUGUGGCUUGUGCAACUAGUGUAAAAAGAUAUUUUGACCAGAAAUGGGACUAAUUUAUGCGGUAAAAUUUAAUUAAUUUCGCAGAGUAGACAUCGUCCAUUUUGCUGAAUGCAGUUGUAUGUUUUUUAGCAAGUUUUUGACUCACUGAUGAUACUUAAAGGGAUAUUCCGGCGUAAAAUUAAGUUAGGGUCAAACACACUGAACAUCGAGUAGACACCCCCCCAAAAGAUGAAUGUUACCAACCGCUUGCUUCUCUAGUUAUACCAACUUUAGUAAUGACCGCACGAUAGCAAUACACAGCGGUUUGAGGAGCCAUAAACAAACCUCAACCAAAACACCACUCUAUAGCCACAAAUAAUGCUCAGAACAGCACCUAACUUCAUCAACAGGACAUAUAGGGUCCCAGCAACAGCACUAGCCACUAAACAUCUUUUUCACUUUGCCUGAUUUCUUUAGAAAAGAGACUAAACACAACUCACCUUCUCUCCUCCAGCAGCCGCUUGUUUGUAGGCAGAGCUCGGGAAUGUCUGCAGUGUAAAAUGAUCAACAUGGUGAUUAUAACUUCAAGGAUAUGAUAAAGUAAUGAUCAUAAAUGUUCUUCCUUGAGCUGUGUCACCCCGCUGUAGUCAGUAAUGGACUGGUUGAGGUCUUGCUACAAACAAGCGGCAGCUGGAAGAGAGUGGGUGAGUUGUGUUUAGUCUCUUUGCUAAAGAAAUUAUUAGGCAAAGCUAAAAACAUGUUUGGAGGCUCGUGCUGUGGCUUGGACCCCAUAUGUACUGUUGAUAAAGUUAGGUGCUGUUCUGAGCAUUAGUUGUGGCUAUAGAGUGGCGUUUUGGUUGAGGUUUGUUUAUGGCUCCUCCAACCGCUGUGUAUUGCUAUCCUGCGGUCGUUACUAAUGUUGGUAUAACUAGAGAUGCAAGCGAUCGGCAACAUUCAUCUUUGAGGGGCAGUCUAACUCUGUGUUAUGGUGUGUUUGACCCUAAAUUAAUUUUACGCUGAAAUAUCCCUUUAAGUAAAAGUAUAGGUUUUAAAAAACUGCUGUUAGUGGACACAGGCCCUUAUUAAACCACCUCUUAGGUAUUAUGGUGUGACAUCAAAUUUCCCCCUGCUCAAACACCCCACCUCUGAUGGUUAAGAAAAUUCUAUUCUUCUCGAGAAAGAACUUGUGCUGCGUUCAUAGUACAUUCCUUUGGCAGCAUUGGUUACUUUAUAAAUAAUGUGAGGUAACUUACAUAAAACAUGUAUGAACACUCUGAUGAAUGAGGCCCAUUGUCUGCAGAGCAGGAAAAUGGCUCUUUGCUGCAGGCUGUCCUUAUUUGUACGGGCUCAUUUAGAGCUCAGAGUGACGCUUUUGUGUGCAGACUAGGAUUAUGAUUGAGUCAGUCUUCUUGCACUCUCUUGAUAUGCAUAUUGAGUCAUCCUUCAGCAGGCUAAUCAGCUCUGCAAUAUUUCUGGAGAGUUUACAACCAGAGAUGUGUGUAUUGCCAAAAACGUCACGAUUGAUGUUGCCUGUUGACCGCAUCCCACAUAUGAUUAACAGGUCUGUAAUAGCCCUAGAAAGCAGGCAAUGUCCACACUACUUUGAGUAUGAUCUCUACCGGUUAGCCUUUUAUCACUUCUACUAGAGCAUGUAGAUAAAUGUUGCUGUUCUGGGGAGAAAGCUGUUUUCAUGGUUUCAUCACAAUAAAACUUGUCAGGACACACUCAUACAGUGAUUGAUGCUGGUUCUACUAAAAGCAGACACUGUUGUAAGCUUCCUCCUUUCUUCCAGGGUUUCCGUGGGGAUCCCGUCAACACUCAGGUGCUAAAAAAGGAUGCUGAUGGGCUUUGUCGUCUCUCUCAGGCUGCUCUCUGCCUGUUUGAGGAGGUAGGAGAAAUUUCAGUCACAGAGUUCAACAUUAAGCCCUGUUGAGAACUUGUCGUCUUUACAGUAACUGACUGAACGGACCUCAUUCUCCUCUUUUUGACAGAUUUGUAACCUAGCAUCCUACUGUCUGUGCUCGUGCAGCACGGAUGCAGCUUCUCCGGGUACAGAUAGUGACACAGUGAUGGUGUAUGUGUGGGGCAGCAACAGCAGCCACCAGCUGGCAGAGGGAACUCUGGAGAAGAUCCUGCUGCCAAAGCUGACUCAGGGCUUCAGUGACGCCCAAAUGGUAUAAACAACCAUGAAGACGGGACCGAAAUCUCUCCACACAUUCACUAACUUUUCAACUUUAUUUUUUAGAGAAUUCAUUUUAGAAAAAAAGCUCUAUAAAAAGACUUAAAUUUCAAAUGUUUUCCCUCUUUAGAUUGAAGCAGGCCAGUACUGCACCUUCUCAGUGUCUGCAGAUGGUUCUGUGAAAGCAUGUGGAAAAGGCAGCUAUGGUCGUCUGGGCUUGGGAGACUCCAAUAAUCAGUCCAUGCCCAAAAAACUCGUCCUGGAGCCACACAGGAACAUGAAGAAAGUGUCCUCUUCUAAGGGCUCUGAUGGCCACACUUUGGCUAUCACCAUAGAGGGAGAGGUAAGAGAAAGAAAAAUACUGGUACAAAUAUCAGAGGUUUUCUGAGUGUCAUAUUAGAGAUAACCUAUCAGAUCAAAUCAAUUCAUGGGGAGACUCUGACACUUUUCACUUUUUGUUGAUAGUUUUGGCAAAAAAAGGUACAAAGCAUAGGUGUCUUUGUCACCGUUUAUUCAUGUCACUUUAUCCUGUUUAAACAUAAUUUAAAGGGAUAUUCCGGCGUAAAAUUAAUUUAGGGUCAAACACACCGUAACACCGAGUUAGACCCUAAAGUUGGUAUAACUAGAGAUGCAAGCAGUUGGCAACAUUUAUCUCUCAAGGAGGUGUCUAACUCGGUGUUACGGUGUGUUUGACCCUAACUUAAUUUUACGCCAGAAUAUCCCUUUAAAUCAAAACUAGUGUCUGUGCGACUUCUACCUUUUUUAGGAGUCUGUUUAAGUUAGUUCAAACUGAUCACUUUCAUCACAAAGAUUUCGUGAAUAAUACAAAACUAAUCUACAGUCAGCCAUUUUGUUUUACUUUUCCUUUAAUUGAUGUUAAAAUGUUCGAUUAUUCACCUCCAGGUGUUUAGCUGGGGUGAUGGAGAAUAUGGGAAACUGGGCCAUGGUAACAGUGCAACACAGAAAUACCCCAAAAUCAUACAAGGACCACUGCUGGGCAAGGUGAGCAGAAAACACUGUUAGUUCCUGCAGCGUUAUGAAAAGAAUCUGUUUUGUGUUUGGAAAGCUUACAUUUGACAUAUUGUGGUUUCUCUGCCAGGUGGUUGUUUGUGUGUCUGCUGGUUACAGACACAGUGCUGCUGUGACUAAUGAUGGGGAGCUUUAUACGUGGGGAGAGGGAGACUUUGGCAGACUCGGUACAUGCUUCAUUUCUCAACUCGCUUGUGCUAUUUUGUCUCAAAAAAUCUGAGCGAGAACUCUCUCCUGGUAUGAAAGAAACCACAACUGGUGUCCUUUUUUGUGUGUGUCCCGAUCAGGUCACAGUGACAGUCAGAGUCGGAACGUGCCCACACUGGUGAAGGACGUCAGCGGUGUGGGUCAGGUGGCCUGUGGCAGCUCUCACACCAUAGCUGUGGCGCAGGAUGGACGCACUGUGUGGUCCUUCGGGGGAGGGGACAAUGGUAUGUUUGGUAUUUUCGCUUCUCAAGGAAAUUAUCACAGUAGUGUCACUUUUGGUCGAUCAUUGCAGGGAUAUCUUGGGUAAGUGUGAGCUAAUACUAAUACCUACAUGGGUAUGACUCAUCCUUGCAGGCAAACUAGGUCAUGGAGACACCAACCGUGUGUAUCGCCCAAAAGUCAUCGAGGCUCUGCACGGAUUUAUUAUCAGAAAAGUGUGUGCUGGCAGUCAGUCGUCUCUGGCUCUUACCUCUGCAGGACAGGUGAGAUGACCCAUAUUUAGUCAGAUGUGUGUUUCUUAACAGACCCAGGUUUUUUUUUUACUGUGGAUACACUUAAGCCUAAAAGGUGUGGUAGGCAGGAUCUGAGGAAGUGCCAGUUUUGGGGAGAAAUCUUGAAUGUAAACUCUACCCCUCCCAACCAGUUUUUCCCCUCCGUCUCUGCUCCAGCAAGCCCCGCCCACAAACAGACACUCCUGCUCGCUCGUAUCGUUUCAAUUAAAUUUAGAUAUAAUGCAGAGAAAUACUUCAGAUCAUUACAAAUGUGGCCCAGUCAACGUGAAAGUAAAAAGCAUUGGUGCUACUGUAGAUGCCAACAGACUACCAGCAAACACAAUGUUUGCAGGACUUCUACAACUAGGAUUAAGUGACAUAGUCCAGGACCCGGGGUCAACAGUUUAGCGGCGCUACAUCACGCAGUAGGUCCCAUUUGACAAGAAACACUUCUGUUACACUUGGCUUACUUUGUUAAAGCGGUUUACCUGUCCAGCAGCAAGGUUACAGGGUCCGUAAGAUCCCGAAGUGUCCCCCAUCACUGUUGACCCGGCUUUUAAGCUCUUGUCCGGGUGGUCUACCUUCUUUUUAAGCGCCCACUAUUCCGCCAGAGUCUCUGGUAUUUAGUUCGUUUUCUUGCUUGUGUUGGCAGUCGUGGCUAAAGGAAGAUUCAGACAAUUUUCUGUACUUUUUGGUUGGUUUCUACUGUCUGACAUUGUAGCACGCUAACUUUGUUUGGGCUCCUGAACGACACGGGGGAGCAGCAACCAAUCAGCACUAAGGAGCAGCGUCCGCCUCACAACCAAUCAGGUUGGGGGAAGUGGGGAAUGACUUUGUUUACAGUCAGAAAGAGCGGAGCGCUCUGAAAGUCUUAAAUGUUGACCACACAGACAUAACAUAACGAUAUCAUUGUAUUACCAAAUGUCAUCAAUGACUUAUAGCUAUUGACUGAUAUUAAAAGCUCUUUUGUAUAUACACCACAAAAAAAGAUGCUUUUUUAACAGAUUGCUGUCUACCCCACCUUUAACCCCGCAGAGCUAAGAAAAAGGUGAAGUGUAAAAAUGACUGACAAACUUUUUACUCACUCUUUCAAAAUUUUAAAUCAAUUUAUCUACUACACACCACCAUCACCCUAACAGCAUUGAUGCGUCAUUAAUUUUUGUCAACGUUUGAAGUCCAUAUUCUGUUUUUACAUUUGUCUCAAUAUUCGUAUGAUGUAAGAAGAAAAGGCAAAAUAAAGAUAAGACUAGAUAUUUAGUCCUGUUGUCAACUUCUGUUAUUUAUUUAUCUUAUUUUUUUAGGUGUUUGCAUGGGGCUGUGGCUCAUGUUUGGGUUGUGGCUCCUCUGAAACGACCUCCCUGAGACCCAGGUUUAUAGAGGACCUGAGUAUCACCAAAAUCAUUGAUAUCUCAUGCGGAGACAGUCACUGUCUGGCUCUGUCCCAUGGUAAGAAACUUUUGGUAUGCUGACCCAAGGUACCAAGGACGAGUUUAAAGCACCUGUUAAGAACUUUAGGUUUGUGUCAAUUUUGGCGCCCCCCUGUGGAUCUUGUCUCUGACAUGCUAAAGUGAUGAUUUUGCCAAAAUAUCUCAUCCUGCUGACUUUUGACAGUCAGUCAUCAAUUGUGUACACAGUAUUAUACAUGGAAAACUCUAAAAGCAGGACUGUUUCUACACCUUUCCUCAGAGAAUGAAGUGUACGCCUGGGGGAACAACACCAUGGGUCAGUGUGGACAGGGCCACACCUCAACACCAAUCACCAAACCCAAAAAAGUGCUCGGUUUAGAGGGGGUGUCCAUCCAGCAAAUCACUGCUGGCACCUCUCACAGCCUGGCUUGGACUGCGGUCCCAACAGACAGGUACAGUCUCAUAUUGUCUUGAAGAAUUCCACUUUUUAUUCCCAUAAAUCUCAUCCACAUUAAACUCACUGGGCAAAAACCUUUUCCUCCACACUGUAAAACAUAUUUGACAUCGCAGAAUAAAUCAGAGUGCCAGCUGUGUCUGGAAAGAUUUCAGAGUUCAGCACUGUUCUAUACUGCUUAUCUGGUGUUUUCUUCCCCCCUUCUGUCAAAUCUGUGGAUCUGUCUUUCUAGUUCUGACACAUUUGUGCUGACUCGGCUCUUUUUAAGUGACUUUGCAUUUUUUUUUUCUUCGAGGCAACUGGUGGCGUGGCACAGGCCCUUUUGUGUCGAUCUGGAGGAGAGCACAUUCACCUACCUGCGCAACUUCCUUGAGAGUUACUGCGAUGGCAUCGGGAAUGACACGCCUCCUGCUCCAUUCUUAUCUAAAAGGUACAUCAUUAAAGGAACAUUCUGUCAGUUUUAGGGGGUGAAGAUCAAAUUUAUUAUAAUCCGAUAUUAAAUCUUAGUUUUUAAAUACUGUUUUCAAUAUGGCAAAAUCUAUAACAAUACUGUUCUAUAAUAUUAAAUUGAAUAUACUGUGACCACAAUUAGUGCUUAUUUAAGCCGAUUCAAUAUAAUCACCAGCUGCGUUUAUAUUGGCUCAAAUAAUAGGAAUAAAUGCCCGAUCGGAAUAAAGAUGCAUCAUGUAAACAUGUCGAUCAGAAGAUUUUGAUCCCAUUUGGCUUAAUCGGAAAGAAAUUGUAUUCUGAUCGAGAGGGGUGGUUUAUGCCAGUCGUUGUUCCGAAAUGUGUCCAUGUAAACACUUAUUCCGAUCGUGACUCUCUUAUCUGACUCGAUCUUUACUCUUAACCGCAGAUGCCGUGUCUGCUCCUCUGGUAACAUAACAAGGCGUACAUAUAGCGUAAUGAUGUCACAUCUGCACGCACAGUGCAACCUUUGACAGACCAGUAGAAUAAGUACGCAAGGGCGCCAUCUAGUGAUAAUAUUUAACAGGGGGAAAACUCUUCUGAAGUUGUUUUAGCGAAAUCUUACAACUCUGCACAUGUCCAAAUGCUUCUAAUCAGAAUAAAGCUUGGUGCAUGCAUACGCACAUCAUGUUCAGAUUAUUUUAUUUUGCACCCAUAAAAACAGUGGAUUCAGAUGGCUAACAUGGCUAAUUUUCUUUCCUGCAAAUCACUUGAUGACUAAAUAUGAAAUAAAAAGUGUUUCCUCACUCUUACACAGUGCCUGGGAGUGCAGCUCAAGUAUAUCUUUUUGCAGCCUAAAUAAAAUAGCUGACCGGUUUGACAUUUUUACUUCCUCCAUCAUCUGUUAUCAGCAAUUUCGACAGCCCACUUGUCAGCUCUCUGCAUCUGCUAACCUGCAGCACAUGACACACGCUCUGCUGGUGAGACAGAGAUCCUGUAGUGCAUCCUGCCUGUUAAUGCAUUGAUCGUGGAGUUUUCUCAACCACUGUUGCAAAACGCUCAGUCAGGAUGACGGGAUAUGAAGUGAAUGAUUAUGAAAGGUGACUUGUGUUAUUAGGGUGUCUUUAUAAAAAGUGUUGUUGGUGAUCAGACAGGGAGGAGGUCGUGAGAGGGGACAUGCUUCUGUCUGUAUAAUGAUAGUAAAGCUGCAGUAGACACACAGACUUCCACAGAAUUCAUUUCCCUUCUUUUUGUCUUUCUGUAUUCGUAUGUCUCAGGGACCACCAUCAGUUCCUGUUACUGUGCAUGAAGCUGCUUUCCAUCCACUUGUCUUUGGCCCAUGCUGGAGGCACGGGGGCUAUGGUUUUAGGGGCUCAGGGAAGACCCCUCAGAAACCUGCUCUUCAGACUCAUAGAUACAAAUAUGCCAGACUCCAUACAGCAGGUAAGGUUAUAGUCUUGUCUUUUUGUAAUUCUGUUCCUGUGAUAAGAUUUGGCUGGAGGCAUUUGAGGUAACUUGGCAAGACAAUAGUGAUUGUUUGCGAGUAAAUGAAGUGGGUGUUGGGUUGUUAAAGCUCUAUUUCUAUACUGCGUUCUAUUUACUCCAUGCUAAUCCCUAUCUUUUGACAUUAUAAUGACAUUUCUGCCCACCCUCAGGCGGUUCUAAACACUCUAUCCAUCGGCUCGUCCCUGCUGCUGCCUCCACUCAGAGAAAGGACAGAACUGCUGCUCUCCCUCCUUCCUCAGGGCCCUCAGAGCUUAAAUGUCCUCUCCAAAGGACAGGUAUGUAGACCUCAUUAUGAUGGAUAUUUUUAGAUCAGUAUUGCUGGGUAUCCUUUGAUAAAGUAAAAGUGCUUUUAUGUAAUAAUAAGUGAACUGUAAGUAAUGUGUUUUUCAAAGGAGAUGUUGGUGUAAACAAAGGACACACUUUGAUGAUCACAUUUAGACUGCUAAUGAAGACCACAUAUUCUGCCUUUGCUGCUUACUGUCCUUAAUUAAACUGUGACUAUGAUUCUGAUAGUUGGCAGGAAAACAAACGGAUGGAUUUAGCCAACAAACACUGCAUUUGUCCAAACCAUAGCGCCAACUCCAAGCGUUGCUAGGCAAUAUGGGUUGAAGAUUUCUUGAAUGUUGUGAAAAUCUCUAGCUGUGAAGUAAUUAUUCCUCCUCAGCAGACUUUCUGUCAAUUUCACAUUGAAAUGAUGGAGCUCUCUCUUCUUUCCUGUGUCUUUUUAAAGCGUCUGCAGCUGGAGAUGGUCCUCAGCAGCCUUCAGGAUCAGAGCCAUGUAGCUUCUCUACUGGGUUAUAGCAAUUUUGGGGAGGUGACAGCCCUGGGACCCCCGCUGACUCCCGCCAUGUCUGCCCGGGCAGCCUCUACAUCCAGCUCUGUGGAGACAUAUGACCCUCUACAUUUAGCAGAAGUGCUGCUCAGGACUCUGCUCCUCAGCAUAGGCUUUUACACGGUAUGCAAGAGAAGAGCGUGUGCAAAUCUUGAUUUAUCUUAUGGUAUACUGCAGCACAUUGUUUUCUCUGGUUUAGCCUUUUUUUGUUCAAUUUAGUGCACAUACAUUAGUUAAAUUAGAGUUAAUUUCCUGGACCUUGAUAUGAUUUAUGUUUUUCCUCCAUGUGCAUGCAGGAGCGAGCUUUUGGGGAACUGGAGAAAAACAGUGACAAGCAGCUAUCAACAGAUAACCAAGGACAAUCUGACCCACCAUCCCACUUCCACCAGCUGUUGUCCGGACUUCACAAACACCUGCUCGCCCAUUGCUACAUCCAUUCCAGCACUGAGGUGCAAUACAGAAUCAACUCUUUCGUCCAAAAAUUGCAAUUUUUACAAAAGCAGAUUAGGGCCACACGUAGAGGAAAAAAAUAAUUACGGAAAUGAGAUUUAAGUCGAAGUUUCAAGAUUCAAGUCAAAUUUUGGAGACAAAAAAUCUUGAAAUUAUGUCAAAGUCAAAAUUUCGAGAUUAAAAAUUAAAAUUUGGACAUUAAAGUCGAAAUUUUGAGAUUAAAGCUGACAUGAAUAAAGUUGAACUUUCGUGAAUUAAAUCAAAAUUUCAAGAUUGAAGUCAAAAUUAAGAGAUUAAAGUCGACACAAAUAAAGACGAAAUUUCAUGAAUAAAGUCGUAAUGUUGAGAUUAAUGAUAACGACUCAACAGCAUUGUCGCUGGUCAUUCGACUACAUGUCCUCUGUAGAAAAGUUCCUAAGGCUGUACUUUAGAAUUGGAUUUAGUAACAAGGAAAUCUUUGCUCUUUUAGCACACAAACACAGUGUGGUCACGAGUAUUCGGACUAUAAAAAGCGGGCUAUACAGCAAGGCUAUGUUGUAUUGCAAGAUACAAUAAGACAACUGAUCAGGUUGAGUGAUCCAGAGGGCGUGGAGUACAGACGAGCCUGGUGUCUGAGGCGCAGGCAUUUCCGAAGCCGAGGACCCGAUGCACUCUGGCACAUGGCUGGCUAAGACAAAUUUAAGUCAUAUGGCAAUUCAUUUUGACUUUUUUAAAUUUUGACUUUAAUCUCAAAAUGGGAAUUAAAAAAAAUCUCCCUCCUGUAAUUAUUUUUUCUCUUCUUGUGGACCUAAUCCUCUUUUGUAAAUUUUCCAUAAAAGACUAGAAAGAUCUGAAUUUUUUUCUUCACCUGUACACAAUCACAGCCUCGUGUUUUCUCUGUAGUCAUAAAGUUGAGGUUCACAGUAUUCUUGUUACUCUCCAGGAUGACAGCAGUGUGAUGCUGCUCCGUGAGCAUCUCUACCUGCUGCUUCCCUGCGCUGCUGAGACACUCAGGAGAUCCACCAAACUGUUGAAGGAGAGCUCCCUGGAUAAACAAAUCAUCAAGAAGCUGCACAGUAAGAGCAAUAACAGUGCUGAUUGGCUCUUCGUAGAAAACAAAUGAAAACAAUUCCCCUCUCUGCUUGUUGAAAAUGUCCAUCUGUGUCUUUCAGUUAUUUUAAUGAGUCUCUCUGAUCCCUCUCACUCUCCUCAUCUCUUGUCCCAGGGGUGUUGUACAACUCAGUGGCUGGCAGCCUGCUUUGCCAGGUCAUGUACUCCUUGCUGCUGCUGCCACUGGCCACAGUUCAACCUCUCCUCAGCCAUUUACUGUCCUUGUUGGAGCAUCUCAAUGAUUUCAACAGGCUCCUGCCAGAAACAGGCCUCCUGGAGGAGCAAGAGCUGAAGACAGAGGCUCAGAAAACCUCUGGAGGUGGGAGGAGUUUUGAUCAACAAUCCUUUUAAGUUAAUAAUGAAAGUGGUGUUGCUUAAGUGACUAUUUGAAAUCUUUCUAACAGACAAAAGUGAAGAAAACACAUGCCUCAGUCAGCAGCAACAGGAGGAGGAGUGCAGGUGGGUUUGGCUGUUGGACCUGGAGCGGUCUGUAGCGUUGGCAGUCGGGCGUUGUCUCGGUGGUAUGCUGCAAGGUCCACCACCCUCACUUCAGGAGAAACUGUCUGAGUUCUGGCUAUCCAAUGUGCUCCUCAGGAACGGCCUGGAGAUGGACUACGAACAGUUGGGUAAGAAUACAGACCUCCUGCCCUCCAUACUUUUAUUUGUACUGGUGUUGACAACCACAUUUGGGGCAAAAUAUCUGUAGUCUUCCGGAUACAGUGUGUACUCUUUGAUCGAUCCUUUGUUGUUCUGUAGACUCCAGCAUGGCAUGGCUGACCGAGGUGGUACUAAUGGGCAAUAGGGAUGCCAGGCUGGCUGAACUCAGUCUGAAUGAAGAAACUAGAACUUUACUGGAAAUGGCUCUGGGAUCCUCCAGAGGGCCAGCAGGUGGCCUGUGGCAGAAGAUGGAGGAGUAUGCGCACAUUAAAGGUGUUUUUAAUCUCUGUUUAUAUUGCUUAUAUCGACAUCUUCGACUGUAUUUUGAAAAGAGAAAUACAGAAUAUAUUAGUGGCAGCUUAAGUGGACUUGACUUGCUUCAUAAUACAUCAUAGACUGUUUUUUUUUUUAAAUCUAGUCUCAGGGUUUUAUUAUUUUCUCUCUUGUCACUUGGUUUAAAUGUGCCAUGUUGUUUUGCUGGGAGCAGAGUGGGAAAGUGGAGGCUCUUCAGGAGACUGUUUGCUGCAGACUGUCUGUCGCUGCAGCCUGGCAGCUCUUCUGAAACACACUGGGCUGCAGAAUGAGGCCUGCUGGCAGGACAGGUCAGUAAUAUAAACUGUGAUAUUUCAUGGAACAUGAGGAUUCUUUUUGCAUUUUACUAUGAAACCUGUAAGAAAUCAGACUAAAGCACGAGUUUUAUGUGUGAAAAGAUCAUGUAGAAUUGGUGUGAUGUGAAUUAUACAUGACUGUUUUCAGGAUCUGUACUGCAGUGCAGAACAAAGCUAAUUAUUCUCUUUAUUUAUCCCCUCUUUGUUGAGACAGAUAUGAGCCCAGUGAGAUGCUGUUAGACCUCUAUGAGACAGUUUACAAAAUCAGAAGCACUCUGUUGGCCCAUAAAAACUCUCCAAGGAUGUCCCAGGUGCAGACUGCUGCCAAACAGGUACCAUUACUGAGAUGACUUCACUUUAUCUCCUCAUUAAAUACCCACGAUGCAGCUAUUUUGGACAGGGUUCACCCUUAAAGGACAUAAAAGACACUGAUUAAAGGGAUAUUCAGGGGUAAAAUUAAGUAAGGGUCAAACACACAGGAACACCGAGUUAUACACCCAGUCGAGAGAUGAAUGUUGCAGACCGCUUGCUUCUCUGGUUAUACCAACUUUAGUAACGACUGCACCAAAGCAAUAAACAGCAGUCUACGUCUCCAUGCGCACACCUCAACCAAAACGCCGCUCUAUAACCACAAAUAAUGCUCAGAAUAGCACCUAACUUCAUCAACAGUACAUAUAGGGUCCCAGCCACAGCACUAGCCACCAAACAUCUAUUUAGCUUUGCCUGAUUUUGCCUGCAGCGGGGUGCCGCAGCUCAAGGAAGAACAUUUAUGAUCAUUUCUUCAUGGAAAUGCAAACAGACCGAGCAAUAAGGCAGAAAAACUACGGCGUCUGCAGUGCAAAAUGAUUAAUAUGGUGAUUAUUACUUCAAGGAAAUGAUAAAGAAAUUAUCAUAAAUGUUCUUCCUUGAGCUGCGGCACCCCGCAGGAGUCCGUAAUGGACUUCCAAGCUCUGCCUACAAACAAGCGGCUGCUGGAGGAGAGUGGGUGAGUUGUAUUUAGUGUAUUGCUAUCGUGCGGUCGUUACUAAAGUUGGUAUAACUGGAGAAGCAAGCGGUCAGCAACAUCCAUCUCUCGAGGGGGUAGAACUCGGUGUUACUGUGUGUUUGACCCUAACUUAAUUUUACACCAGAAUAUCCCUUUAAAGGACAUUUAAGACACUGAUUAAGUACUCAAAUAUACAGCACCUCAUACAGAUAUAUGUAAUGACCUUGUUCUAUACAUCAGAAUAACUGUGCUCACCUGAGUUUAUAUUAAACUAUAAGCAGCAUUUCACACUUAGUAUUCAAGAGGCUAUUUAUCAUCAUCUCAUUAGAAAGAGCAUAAAUGAAUUCAAAUGAUUCAUAAAGGUGCAUUUCUCAUAUUUUCUGAAUUGCAGACUGCUCAGUCUCCCCAGAGUCCCGAUGCAGACCAACAAGAGCCGAGCACCUCUACAGAGCAGGCGGGGAAGGAUCACGAACAGCAGCCAAGAGGUCACUGCAGCCGGGAGGUGCAGGUGCCUCCAACUCCCACAGCAAACCACAACCAGGAGGAAGUCACAGAGGAGGACACUUUUGGCAACAGUCGUAUGUACUUGUCAGGUUAGAAGAGCGCAUCUGCAUUCCUGCCCCACUUCCAGCAGCUUGGAAAUCUCUGACAAAUUUCCACAACAUCACAACGUCUGUCCUGUCUCUGCAGAAGUCCUGGAAUCAUUCAUGGCCACCCGGGAGGCCAUGCAGGUCCAGCAGAGUGUGACGGUGUACGAGUCGUUUGGCACAUCCACCCUCCCCAGCAGCAUGGAGAGCCCGGUCAGCCCAGAGAGAGAGCUGGACCCAAAGCAGCAGUGGGAGAAACAGAGGGAAUCCGAGGAAAGCAUGUCUUUCCCUGCCGCCUGCCAUCUGGUAGUGUCUCGCUGUCUCUUCCUGCUGCUCGGGGUCCGGCCUGCAUGGGUGGAACCAAGUGAAAGGCAAACCAACCAAAGUACGAAGACAGGAGCAAGGUAAAAAAAGUCUUCUUUCUGUAGCAGUUUUUAUUGCUGUAGGACUGUGUAAACACCUGUGUCGUAAUUCCCUGCUUCCCGUUUACAUGACUCCACUUUAGGAAAUCUACAGCUGAGAUCAUUGUGAUGUCUGCUGAAGGUCGUAAACAGGUGAGAGUUUUAACUCCAACUUAGCCUCACACCGCUUUUUCUAUAUUAAUGAAGUGUUUUUGAUUUGUUUUUGUUUUUUUUUAGUCUGACCAACCAAAAACCUCCCUUGGAUCUUCCAAGAACAAAAUGGGUAAGUAGAAUAUGUUUAGUCUGUUGAUGUUGAAAAAGUCCCAAUUUUUUUUAGGGAAAAUCAGCUUUUUUCCUGCAGGAGCUGCACUUUGCUUCGUUACCUUUAUUAGUUUUUUUAAUCUUAUUUGAAGGUUUUAUAUGACAAAUAGCUACAAACUGAAUUAUUUUCGGACAUCAGAUUGAGAUUUUUAGGGUGGACACAGGAGCCGCAGUUUUUAGCACAGCAGAGGUUUUCACUUGAUCAUCACAUCCUAAAGUAGAUAAAUAUUUUAUCUGAAUCAGUUAAGCAUUUUUCCAGGGGAACAUGAAAGGUCAUUAUUCAAUUGUGUAAAAUCAAACCAAACUUUUGUAGUUUCAUUUAACAUUUUUGGGACACGGUAAGAUAAGUUUGAAAAUUCAUAUCACAAAUGACAAAGAGAGCAGCAGCCUGUCAUCUCUUGCUCUGGCUGUUCCAGGUUUACCUCUGUGCUCUCUGGGAAUCAUGAAAGACGCUUGGGACCGUCUGCGGCAGUGUAUCAGCCCGACCACCUCCAUGCCUCUCUGCGGCAACAACACUCAACCCAUUCUUAACCAGGUGUUCCUCUUUGUCUGCGGAAGCCUGAGCCAUUCGUCACCCCCCUCACCAACACUUCCAACUGGACAGACAUGUAGUCAGGCAGAUCCCAAGGCCAUUACUUUUGCUAUUCUGCAGCAGCAACAGAGGGCUGAGGUAAUAAUGAGAUUUCUUUUCUGUUUUCUAUUUUUUUCGACUUCACGCAAAACUGUAGCAAGUUUUAAACAAUUACUGAUGUAAAGCUUUCCACUGAAUGGUCCACUGUAGUUUGGUUUUGGUUCAGUAUGCAAUUGUUUGUUUUCCUACUUCCUGCAGUUUGCUUGUGGGUUUACCAAAACUGUACCAAAUUGUACUAAACUGAACUGAACCAAACUGGGCUGCUUGCUGGAAACACACCAUAAAAGUCAAACUUAAAGGAAUAUUCUGGCGUAAAAUUAAUUUAGGGUCAAACACACUGUAACACUGAGUUAGACGCCCCCUCGAGAGAUGAAUGAUGCGGACUGCUUGUUUCUGUAGUUAUACCAACUUUAGUAACGACCGCACGAUAGCAAUACACAGCAGUCUACGUCUCCACACGCACAACUCAACCAAAAAGCCACUCUAUAGCCACAAAUAAUGCUCAGAACAGCACCUAACUUCAUCAACAGUACAUAUAGGGUCCCGGCCAUAGUAUUAGCCACCAAACAUCGUUUUAACUUUGCCUGAUUUCUUUAGCAAAGAGACGAAACACAACUCACCUACUCUCUUCCAGCAGCCGCUUGUUUGUAGGGAGACCUCGGACGAGUCCAUCACUGUCUGCAGCGGGGGGACGCAGCUCAAGGAAGAACAUUUAUGAAAUCAGGCAAAUAUAUGUACUGUUGAUGAAGUAAGGUGCUGUUCUGAGCAUCAUUUGUGGCUAUAGAGUGGCGUUUUGGUUGAGGUGUGCGCGUGGAUCCAUAGACUGCUGUGUAUUGCUGUCGUGCGGCUAUUACUAAAGUUGGUAUAACUAGAAAAGCAAGCAGUCAGCAACAUUUAUCUCUCGAGGGGGUGUCUAACUCGGUGUUAUAGUACAUAUGACCCGAACUUAAAAUGAUUUUAAUGAUAUUCUGCAACUGCAUUUUAUGAGUGAAACUAACUAACUAACUAACCAUUCUCUUUGAUCAGUUACGUCUGGAGGCCUUGUGCCAGAUGUCAUCCUUCCUGUCCAAGAUGGAGGAAAAGAGCAGCGGGUUCACCGUCUCCCCUCAGUUUCCUACAUUGUUGCAGUCAGUGCAGCUUCAGUUCCUGUCAGGAUGCUUUGCUUUGGGAACUCAAAUCAUAAGCUCUCACUCCGGAGUGAAUUAUGAGCUGCAACAUUACCUGGUAAAACUCCUGAUCAUGCUAAUCCAGUGUUUGUGCUUGGAGAGAAUGAGUUAACAUUUUUGUUGAGGCAAGAUCAGGACGGGAGAUCCUCUGAACGUGAUGCCAAUCAUAUGUUUCUCUUUUGAUCUUCUUGUCUCAAUUCAGUCUGGUACUCAAUCAGCUUCUCUGGACACACAAACAGAGUUGCAAUCUGCAGCCCACACAUUUUACCAGCAGGUGGUGCGUGUCCUCAAACAGAGGGUCUUGCUGGAAAGAGAGCAUCCAGGUUUGUUUCUUGUGUCUAAUUUGAGCUCCUUUUUGGUUCUCCUUAUGGGUCAUAGUUUUCAGCAGUUAUUGUAUUCAGCUUCUUGGAAGUCAAGAUUUCUCGUCUAUCACAACCAGGUUCAUGCCAGCAUCUUCUCCUAGCCACUAUGUUUGCACUGAAUUUCUGUUACCAACCACUCGACCUGGUGCUGGUCAUCAAAUGUGGCAUCCUGGAAAUCCUCUCCACACUGACCAACGGCAGCUGUGCACUGAUGAACCAGGGCUGGUUUGCAGCUUCUACAUCUGGAGCCAUGUUACUGAGUGGGGCUGUUAGGUUAGCUUGUGCCCGCCUGCUGCAGAUACUGACGGUGGCUGCGAGGUGAUUUGGCUUCACUUUUUUUCACCACUUAAGUUCUUCAAAGAUGGCACACAUGUUCAUAUUUUUGUGUAAAUUUGUUUUGUGUUUGCAGCUCCUGUGAGGAUUUGCUGCCUUUGGAUGUUUCCCAAGCUCUGAUGGAGGUGAUGUGUGAGCAACUCCAAACAAUCCUGUAUACUUUCCAACAACUGCAGACAGCAGAGAGAGGAACAGCUGAGAGAACAGAUCUAGAGUCUGGGAGCAAGAACACAAAUCUACACGGUGUAGUAAACUUUGCCGUCUAAAACUUCACUGAAAUGUUUUUACUAAUCCCUGCAUUGAAAGUCAUCUAAUAUAAAACAUUCACCUUCCUUUUCCUUUUUUCCUUUCCUCCUGUUUGUGUUGAGACUCAGUUCUGACACUCUAUGUUGUUUUUAGGAGUCGAAAGCAGCAAAGUGGUUGAAUCUCAGCUGGCGGACUUCUUGGUGUUUCUGAGGCGUGUGCUGUCGUUAAGAGUUAUGAAGAGACUUCCUACUUUUGUUAAAUGGGUUGAUCCACUUAUGGCCAUAAUUUCACACAAGUGCACUUUAGGUAAGACAUUUGUAAUCACAACGCAAGAUGAAUUUAAUAUGCACAACAGACCAGAACAUUUUUCUGCAUCUCCGCUGUCCUUUUUUUUAGGAUCUCCGUGCUUCCAGAACCUUCGUACGAAGCUUUUGGCCUUCCAUGUUUUGGAGAGACUGUUACCUGCUUGUUCUGAGCCUGCUCAAAUUCAACUGGUAGAGUGGAAAUAAAAGCAACAUCCAAGCCAAGAGCUUUAAAGAAAACAGUUUUCAGUGGUAAAAGAGCUUUAAAGUUGUAAUGAGUUAUAAAGGUUUUAACUAUGACAUACUUUUCUUUUCUUUAUCUUCCAGAUUGUUAAACAACUCUUUCAGCUCUCAUCUGUUUACAUGUGGAAGGAGCCCCUCACUGAAAGAAACCGCGAAGAAACUACUGAAAAAGAUAAGGGGGUAAUGCAGCACUUUCACACUGAUCAAUCAGUCAAUCCAUCUUCAUUUGUAUAGCACUUUUUAUACAAAAAUGUAGCAGUGCUUUACACAGUUGAAGAAUAAAACAAACAAAGAAUGCCCGUCCCCUCAUUCCCAUCAGCAAUCCAAGCACAACAGAAACGACUAUUACAAUGCGUUUACUUGAAAAGAGCUCGAUUUAGUAAAAACAGGAAUUUGUGCUCUGAGGAAACGCCAUCUUAAAACUCAAGAUGAGGAAACACUGGAGGUUAGGUUAAAAUUUAAAGACAAAGUAACAUAAAAUAAAAUUGAAGAAAUAAUAAAUAAAAAAUAGAAAAUAAACAAAAUCAAAGUGAAAAGAUACUCCAAUAAGAGCACCAAAAUAGCUAAAUAAAAGACGAUCCUGACAGUAGAACUGGACAGAGAUAAAUGCUAAAACACUUAAACAGAAUUAGGUAAAUGAUAUAAAAUUUAGUUAAAAGCAAGACUGAUGAUAUGAUGCAUUUAUUCCAAUUAUUCACAUUUAUUCCAAUGCAAAAUCAAUAAUUUCUGCAGUACUCCAAAAGUCUUACAUCAUGAUCUGCACACGUUAACAUUUCCCUCUGACAUUUUUACAGAUUGUUUGCCUCAGCUUUGCAUCCCUUCAGUUUCAGGCAAAAUGGUUGCAUCAAAGCAGAAGUUUUGAGAGCUAUUACACUAAGAACCUAAAUUUAUCAUCUGAAAAUAAUGAAUGGAUGCACAGUAGUCAUCUAGGAACUGCAUAGAGGAAGAAUUGAAACUCAUUCUUGGCAGUACUGACACUGAAACAGCGGGGCCUCUUAAAAGAACAGAUGGACCUGUUCUCUACAGUGACUGUGGGAGGGCUGGAAGAUGACAGAAAAAUAAUGACAAAUUUAAUUAGGCCAAAUUACAUUAAGUGUGUAUAUAAAUAUAUAAGAUAUUAGCAUUGAUGUCAUGCGGUUACUACUGUGGCAAGACUUGCUUAUAGCCUAACUGAUAAUUCAUACACAACAGCAGCGUGUCAUGAAAAAUCCUAACGCUGUACUGUGAUAUCUAUUUCUUGCUUUUCCAGAAUCAUGGCAGCUACGAUGAAUGUAUCCCCAUUGGAGAUUUUUCCUUCGACCCCCACAAGCUUAUCUGCUGUUCUUUAGAGAGUGGGAAUAUCUUGUCACAUGGCUCAGGGGGGAAAGGUUACGGCUUGGCAACCACUGCCAUCACAUCUGGCUGUUUUAUUUGGAAAGUAAGGACCAACAUUUGAAUUAAAACGCUCAAACUGUUCAUAUUUGUGCAGAUUUGACCUCUGAAAUCUCUAAAAAAAACCCUCUAUUUUCAGUUUCAUAUAACCAAAGAGAACAGAGGCAACGAGGGCACGUGUGUCGGCGUGUCCCGCUGGCCGGUUAGAGACCACAACCACCACACCACCACUGACAUGUGGCUGUAUCGAGCCUACAGCGGCAACCUGUACCACGGAGGAGAGCUGGUUCGCACACUUCCUUCAUUCACCCAGGGGGACACCAUCACCUGCAUCUUGGACAUGGAGGCUCAUACGGUUUCAUUCGCCAAGAAUGACAAGGUUCAAGCACACAAUCAACCCCCUUAGAAAUUUAAGCUUUAAAGUUUCAUCGUCUUUGGAUUGUUUUUCUGUAUAUCCUUAAUCACUGAGUUCAUGUCUUUCUGCUAGGAACCAAAGCUGGCGUUUGAAGGUGUGGUUGCCUCUGAGCUCUACCCUUGUGUGUUGUUCUACAGCAGUAAUCCAGGAGAGAAGGUAUCUUUGAUCACAGUUUAUGAAAGUAGUCUGGUAAGAAGUAAAAAGAAAAAGGAAUGGAUUAUUAAGAGAAACUACUGGGAAAUUUCAAAUCCCCUUUCUGUAGAGGUGUUGGUGCAUUUUUGCAGCUGUUAUUUGUUCCUCUGUAUUUCCUUCAGGUGGCGCUGCGUGAUCUCCAGAUGCGAGGCAUGCCCAGUAAUCUCCUCCCUGGCGAGCCCCUCUGCAGCCCUCGCGCCACAGUGCUGCUGGAGUCAACUGUGCAGCUUCUCCGUCGCCUCCAUCAGUGUGACCAGUGGGCUUCACACAUCAACGAAUACAUCCACACUCACCUAGAGCUGAUUGGUCCCCUGCUGAAGGAGGAAGACUUGGGGAGUUGCAGCUCAGGUUAGACACUGCUCUGGCAGUGGUCCUUUACAGGCACAUUUAACCUGCUUUUUUAUGUAAAUAGAACAUGCUGUAGUUUAACCGUAAAACAUUUUGCUAGCACUGGUGUCUACUAAGCUUUGUAGGGUAAAAAUAUACUGACAUUGAUAUUAAGUAAAGAAAAAUACAGGACCGAGACAAAAAUACAGGACAGAGACAAAAAUACAGGACAGAGACAAAAGUUAUCGCUCAAGUCAAGUUUUCUUAAAGCUGCUAAAAAGUACAGCAAGGCCACAAAGUUGCACUGAAGCCCUGUCUUAAAGGGAUAUUCUGGCGUAAAAUUAAGUCAGGGUCAAACGCCCAGUUAGAUACCCCUUCAAGAGAUAAUCAUUACCGAUCGCUUACUUCUCUAGUUAUACCAACUUUAGUAACGACCGCACGAUUGCAAUACACAUGGUGGUCUAAGGUCCACAACAGUUACAGCAUCAGAAAAUGCAAAAUAGAAUUUUUCAAUCUUGUCAUUGAUGAUCUCAUUUCCUUUUUCACACCAUGAAGACACAUCACUGCUAAUUUUAGCCUCUUCCAUAACCAAUCAAAAACUCCUCACUGUAGCUUUAACUGGAUAAGAACAGCAAAUAACUGUAAUUUACAAUCCAGCUGAAGUUGAACAUUGAGAAAAGAAUGACUGCAGUUUUCUGGAUUUGAUAAUCAACAUCAGGUUCUGACAGGUGUUUUCCAUUAAGUGUUAUUUUCUUAAUUGCUGAUCAGUUUCUGUCUCUCGUUGUCCCUGCAGGUGUCAGCGCCUCACACUCAGAGAAGGAUGAUAGCGACAAAGACACUGUUGGUGAAGAUUCAGGGGAGUCACAUCCACAUCGUCGAUCCCUCUCCGACACUAAGCUGGCUGCUCUCUGCUCUGAUGUGUGGCCGGUCCUGGCUCUGAUCGGUGGAGUGGACAAUGGUCUUCGCGCUGGAGGUCUGUGCCGGCAUAAACCCAGCGGGCGACGGGCCAUCCUGCUGGGGGUCUUGAAAGAAGGGAGCACCCUGGCCAAGCUUCAGUGGGAGGAGGCAGACCUCUCUGUCAGGUAUCACAAACUUAAAUGCCUAAAUCCACAUUUUUCGUGUGAUUCUCAUUUACAUCCAUUAAAAAACUCUUAUAUUUCCCUUGUCUUGGUCCUUUCAGCAUGUUUAUGACUGUAUGAUUCCUUUCUGUUAGUUUUUCCUUUCUUCUUCUGUGUCUAACAUUUUACUUUACUUUCACCAUUUACCCUCCUGAUCUUACUUACUUUUUUCUUGCUUCUUCCUCCUCAUUCUUAAAUCCAUUUUUCCCUGUUGAAUCCGUCCUGCUGUCACUCCUUGCUGUAUUUGUGGGUUCUCCCCAUCCUUCCCAAUAACUAAGCUCCAUGAAUUCUUGGUCACCCAGCGACACGCCCAUCAUCUCACUGGAGCCCUGCGAUGUGUCCUGUUGUAACAUCACCCAGCUCGGAGGCCUCAAACCGACGGUCUUGUUAGACCUUAUUUAUUUGAUGGGGCUGCUGGAGGAGCAGGGAUGGCUGGGAGCAAAUCUGGCUCCCAAGAGGAAACACUCAGAGGAGAGCAUGAAAGAGAGCGAGAUGCAGUGUCGCCCGGAAGAAGACGCAACCGAGGACGAUGAGAAGAAGAAGUUUAGAGAGCCGAGUGUUGAAACAGACUUCUUCUCAUCCCCCACCUCAAACAAAGACGCUUCAAAGACCGCUGAUCAUGUGGAGUUGACCUGUCUACCCCACACAUCCCAAAACUCCAGACUGGAUGCCUUCGCCCUUGAACUCAGAGCAGUUAGAGUCUCAUACCUUCUUAUUGGAGCUUUAAAAACCCUGACUGUCAUUUUUAGUUGCGAGAAGCUCUCAGAUUUGCUCCUGGUGCCUAAACAUGAGCCUCCCAACAACCCCACAGCAAGCCCCGUAACAAGCCCGAACCCUGACCAGGCCAAGGCGAUCAGCAAACAGUGGGAUGAGAGCGCUGAGCUGAGGUCAGUGCUGCAGUACGUGGUGCAGAGUAUGGUGAAGUGGGCAGUCAGGCCGUGUCCCAUUAAACAGAGCGUGUCUCUCGCUGACCUGGAGAGGGCUCAGGUGAUGAUCUACAAAGGAGCCAUCCACCGAAUGCAGGAGGACAAAGACCACAAAGGUACCGAGACUUAUGGAUCAGAUUUAGAUGUUUUUUAUAGUCAUCUCUGUAGACCUGUUCUUCUCUAAAUCCUGAACAAGGUCACAUCUAUAUGAAUACUCAGAAUGUAGCUAGAAAAAUCUCAUUUUUCAUAUAGUUACGGUUAUAGAGAGGUGCUCUGUGUUGGCCAAAUCUAGACAUACACUGCAAAAACAGCCCUACUAGAAAGAGGCAAAAUAUUCUUAUGUUUACUCAAAAAAUCUUUUAUCAAGCAAAAAAAUCUGCCAAUGGGGUAAGUUUUUUUUGCUUGACAAGAGUUCUCAAAAUAAGAACAAAUUUCUUGGCCCUGACGGACUCAAAUGAAACUUAAAACUAGACAGAAAAUCUUACAUUAAUCCAAUUUUUUCUCCAGCAAGCAAUGAAAAACAAAAAUGAAGUUACUUAAAAUGAGAAUUUUAGUCUCUUGAAUAAAUGUACUUAAAAAAAAAUACACCUUAAUCUAGGAUUAUUAAUGACCAUGACAGUAGUUCAAAUAAGACAUAAUUUCUUAAAACAGCAAAGCAAAUAUAAGUGAUGUUGUCCUAAAUCAAGAUACCAAAACAUUCUCAUUAAAUAUAUAUUUUUUAUUCCACAAGCAAGCAUGUUCUUUGUUGUUCUUUGUUGUUUUGCAGUUUUCAUCUGGUCGUUGUAUUAUGUUGUCUGUUGUACCGACUAGCCUACAGACAUCUUUAUAUGUCAGAUAAUGUAGGAGGCAGCAGAUUCUGUCAGGUUCAGAUGACCUGCAGUGGAAAUGUUAAUAAAAAAAAAUCUGCUGUUCUUGUUUUUAGUGGCAUUCUUAAAAUUAGAAGUUGUACAUAUGUCUUACUCUUAAAAUGAGACGAAUGAUCUUGUUGCUCCGCUGGAUUUUACUGUAAAAAAUUUUUUUUAACCUAUUUCUGGUUCAUUCUAUCUCAAAAUUAGCUUGAAUAUCUUAUCAAGAAAAAGAUCAAAAUUUUCUCUUCAAAUUAGAUAAUUUUUCUAAUGCCGAACAUGCUUGACAAGAUUAGUAUUCUUUUUGUACAAAAAAAUAAGACUUUAAUCUUAAUACAAGGCUGUUUUCCUUUCUUGACAUUCCUUUUUUUGCAGUGUAAGUAUGAGUGUUAGAAACAGAAACAGAGCUGCAGACCUUUGAGGCAUGAAGAAGAAGACUCAGACUAGACUGAAACUUGUCAAAUCUCAACUUUUGACCUUUUCAAGCAUCAUAAAUACUUAUUUCUAGGGCUUUUAGACUGAAAGGAUUUAUUUGGUAUUUAGGCUGUGUCUGAGUUUUUAUUAUCCUUUAAUCAGCUUUUUUCUCCCACGGCUAACGUUGACAACUUAAGCUGUUCUGUUUGUGUCUGAAGAAGAUUACAAAAUUAAAUGUUCAAACAAGCAAAGGAACCAAACUCUCACAGUGGAAAACUCUGAAAACAUCUAUUUUUUAACUUUUAAGUAACUUCAACAAAAAUACCUUACUUAGACUCACAGACAAACUUGAAAGUAACUUUAUUUGUGGUUCAUUCACUUUGAAUAAAAGGGUUUUAUUACAGUGUUUCUUGGCACUGAGCAUUGUCUAACUACCCUCUAUGUCUUGUCCUUACAGAAUCGGGCCACCACUCGGCCUCUCAGCCUGUUUCCAAGUCCUCCAGCUCUGUGUCUUUAUACAGCGCAGGCUCGGAAGGCACUGCCAUCUUCGGCCAAUCAAACAGGGCCUCUGCCUCAUCCUCCAAUACUGACUUAGCUUCCUCUUUACCGACAAACCUGCAGGCGGAUACCCUGGAUAACUUCAACCCUUUCUUCCCCAUCAGCCUCCUCCAGUGAGUACAGUGUAUGAUGUUGAUAUGAUAAUCUUUAGAGGGAACAAACACAGUAUCUCUUGGUUUUGUCAUGUUGUGGCUGAUAAUACAUCUUUUGGCAGUGACAACUAUUCUGAAGUCGAGGGAACGGGUGAGUUAGGACGCGUAGAAAUGAAAGAGUGAGGAUUCUGCCUGCUCUGUUUUUAAUCUCAGCUGCGGCUCGGCCUGCUUGUUCUCUUUCUAACCCAGCUAGCUGACUCAAGAGUCAGUAUUAUUGCUGCUUCAGAGGCCAAACAGCUUCAGCGCUAAAUUAUUAACCAUGAAACAAAAUCAAGCACUUCGGCGAGGAGGGGUUUUGGAAUAACUCUCCCAGUCCUCCCAUCUCUGAAUGUGUUUGAUGCCCCAAGAGUUCAACCAAGCUUCACCAUGUUAUAUGCAAAGAAACAUGCUUGGUUUAGUAACCAGGGUUAGAAAUGCUCAUUCCUUCGGGUAUCUUAUCAUACAGAUAAAAAAAAUGCUCAUGUAGCACCACUCGUUCUGUGUUAUUACUGCAUAUACUAUAUCUUUACUCCUUUUAGGCACAUGGUCUUAACUCGGUUCCCCACGCUCACCGGCCUGGUUAGCACUGCCCCCGUGCUGCACCCUUGCUUCAGCCUGGCCAGCUCUGCUUCUUGUGAUGCGUUCACAGAGCAGCAGACUAGCUUCAUGGAACCAGGUCCCUGCAGCACACAGGCCAGGAGCAGCCUGGGUAAGAACAAGUGCAGUGACCUUUAUAAUGGGGCGGGAAAGCUGUCAGUUGUUAUCACGGAGGAAAUGUCUCUCCUUAUUUAAAGUGAGUGAUAAACUUGUAGGUAAAUUCCUGCCAUGUUGGUAAAUCUUAACCUUUUCCCCAUGCCGGCUUCACGCUCAAGCACAUUAAUUACUUUAAAACAAGUAAAAAGACGAGUAAACUCACUUUCUCUGCAUGGUCCUUGACGGUGUGUUCAGCUAGUAGUUUUUACAACCAAGCUGCUGAUCAAAACAGCAUGUGUUUUGCUCUGCUUUUGGACAGACGCAGUUCUUCAACUUUCAGAUACAUGCAUGACAGUUUGUUCACUCACACGCUUGAAUGGCACCAUUUGUUUCAUCAUCAGUUAUUUUUGGUUUAAUUCUGAACGAUCUGAGAAAUACAUCGUACUAAAAGUCAUUGCUCUGACUCGAGAGAUUUGAAAACAUUAUUAUUAUUAUUAUUAACAGGUUUAGUCAAUUCUAGGUCUAAUAUUUAAUUGAAUAAUUCUUAAUUGUAUAACUGCAAUUCCAAAAGAGUCAGGAUGCUGUGUAAAAUGUUGAUAAAAAACAGAAUCAGAUGGUUUGCAAAUCAUUUAAACCCUUAAUCUAAAGCUCCUGUGAGGAACUUUGGGUUUGUGGAAAUUUUGCCGCAACUUAUGGACAAAGUAGUCUCUACUUAUUUUGUCCUCUAUAUGCUUCUGUAGUUUCAUCUGACCAAAAUAUCUCAUUCUGACAACUUCAAUAUUUGCAAAAAAAGUCAUGAAAAGUUUUACUGUUCGAUAAAAAAUAUACGCUUAUUUUAAAUUUGAUGCCAGCAGCACAAUUCUGAAACCUUGGGACUGGGACUUGUUAAAAGAAGAGAUGAUUCAACACAAUGUUAAACAACACCAUGUGAAUGUUAGCGAACCCAGGAGACCAGUUUCUGGGUUUUUAGAAUCGAAACUUGUCCUAAAACUUUAGCAGCUCAACAGUUCCAGUUAAAGGUGGGGUAGGCAGGAUCUGAGGAAGUGCCAGUUUUUGGGAAAAUUCUUGAAUGUAAACACUACCCCUCCUAACCAGUUUUCCCCUCAGCUCCUCCUCUCCCCUCCAUCUUUGCUCCAGCAAGCCCCGCCCACAAACAGAAGCUCCUGCUCGCUCGUAUCGUUUCAAUCAAAUUCAGAUAUAAUGCAGAUAAAUACUUCAGAUAAUUACAAAUGGGGCCCAGUCAACGUGAAAGUAAAAAUUAUUGGUGCUACUGUAGAUGCCAACAGACUACCAGUAAACACAAUGUUUGCAGGACUUCUAAAAUUAGGAUAAAGUGACAUAGUCCAGGACCCGAGGUCAACAGUUUCAGGGUCCGUAAGAUCCCGAGGCGUCCCCCAUCACUGUUGAUCUGGCUUAGCUAAUUCUUAGUUCUUGUCCGGUCUACCUCCUUUUCAAGCGCCCGUUAUUCUCCGGUAUUCACUUUGUUUUCUUGCUUUUGAUGGCAGUCGUGGCUAAAGGAGGAGUCAGACAAUUUUCUGUACUUUCUGGUUGGUUUCUAUUGUCCGAUAUUGUGGCACGCUAACUUUGUUUGGGCUCCUGAACGACACGGGGGAGCAGUGAAUGCCUCAAAACCAAUCAGGAUGGGGGAGGCAGAGAAUGGCUUUGUUUACAGUCAGAAAGAGCGGAGCGCUCUGAAAUUUUAAAAUGUUAACUACAGAGACAUAACAAAACACAGCGAUAUUGUUAUAUUACCAAAUGUCAUCAAUGACUAAUAGCUAUUGACUGAUAUUAAAAGCCUUUUUGUAUAUACACCACAAAAAAAGAUGCUUCUUUAACGGAUUCCCGCCUACCCCGCCUUUAAGUAAUGAUUUAUUAAUUAUUGAAUUUCCCUUCAGGGAUCAAUAAAGUUCGUUUUCUUCUUCUUCUUCUUCUUAACCUAAUUUGUUGGGAGAUGUUUCUUUGAGUGUUGAUUCAUUCUUUUUUUAUAUGUUUGCUGUCUGAAAUGGUUUUAAAGAUGUUGCUGGCACCAAAUUUGACUUAAUCAUAUAUUUUUCAUCUAACAAUUAAAUCUUUUCAGGAUUUGAUUUGUUGUUUUUCUAAUUAGAUAUAGCGUUUAAAAGAUUUGAAAACAGUCACAAUCUGUUUUUAUGAACAUUUUAAAUAGCCCCCAACACUUCUGGAAAUGAGGUUGUAGAUUUUAUUGCUAUUUUUCCUCCAAAAAUGCUUGCUUCAGGCAUUUGUGAUCUAAUCUAAUUGAAUGAAACAUAAACUGAAGAUACAUUUUUGUAUAGAAAUAAAAGAUUUAUCUGAUAAAUUGUGCUACGGUCAAUUCAAAAAGGAGCUGUGAGCUUGUUUUUUGUUUUCUGUUUUUUGUGGACUUUUCCUUUUCUCCUCAACCACCAGAGAGGACACAAAUGUUUGUCACCAGUCGGUUGCUAGAAAUGGGAUUCUCUAUGAGACAUAUCUACUGGGCCAUGGAGGCAGCAGGUACUGCUUUGUGUUACUGCUUUAUGUGAUUUGUAUUUCCAUCAUUUGUCCUUCACCGUGUGCUGCAGCCUGUUUACAGUUAUGUAGAAAAGUUCUACCUGCUUUCAAAAAAUUUUAAUUUCACUGAUAGACAACUCCUGAACUAUAGGGGUGAAGUCUGAACAUGAUGCAAGUUAUUUUUGUUGUCAUUUCUACCUCGAAUCUGUCUGCACCUCAGAAAUUUCAUCCUUUGCAAGACUGUAAUUUGACAGAAAUUUGAAGAUUUUACCCAAUUCUCAAUUUACAAAUAGUGAAUUAAAAGAUAAUUCAAAUUUUUGAAUAUUUUGGUUUAAUUUUCUGUAACAGUUUGUUUUUAAAUCAUUAAAAUCCCAUUUUUACUCACAGAUAAAAUAUCAGCAUCAAUGACAAUUCCCCUACUUGGUAAAACAGAACAAAUUUUUCCUUAUGCAUGUCACAGAACCUGCAUGUGUUAAAAUCAUAGACUGUAUAUACUAUGGACAACUUGGUUCCGCCUUCUGCCUGUAUACGGAUUUGAAGCCGAAAAAUUUUCGGUAUUUCCGCGAUUUUUCUCCAUUUCCUGAAUCGAACAUUGCACAGUAGCAUAGUAGACAUUCAGCGGGAGAGUCGCCAAAAGUUGCUGUGAUGACACUCGGCUCAAACAGCGUAUCCCCUGGGUGAGUUACGCAUUUUCGUACGCCCGUGAACCCCCUGAUAACUUUUAAAAAUCAAGCUGCACAGAAAAAAGAGGACUUGAGCACAAACUAGCCUCACAGUAACUACACGUCAACAUCGCAAGCAAGGGGGAGAAAAAUUUAUAUUCAGUGUAUCAAAUUUCUGAAGUUUGUUCACAACUCCAUGAAGUUUGCUGGAGGAGGCGGGAUUUAUGACCUAUACUGCAGCCUGUCACCAGAGGGUGCUGUUCUUGCAGUGGCUUCACCCAGCGAGGAGGUAGACGGCGUCCAUUCUAAAUACAGUCUAUGAUUAAAAUGAAAAAGUGAAGGGAUGUAGAGAUACACUUUGCACCAAAUAUGUCAUAGUGCUUUCACUGUUGCCUCUGAAAAUGAUAAAUUCCCCACAUGAAUCAAUUUGAAGGCCUCCUCUCCUCACUUAUUAUUUCACACUUACCCUCCUCUCAGUCUACGUAUAAUCAGAGCAGGUGUGCAGACUUGUCCUCAGACACCAAACAGUCAGCUGGUGGCGAUGUUGGACAAGAUUUAGCGAUGCAAAACUCUGUGAUCCAUCUUUUCCUCCUCGGCUUCUGACAGUUCACCUUCCCUCUGGUUCCCCUUCCCCCCAGAUGUAGCAGGUGACCUGGACUCUCAAACCAUCGAGGUGUUAGCCAGCUGGAUGUUGGAGCACCCGCUGACUGAGGAGCAGCAGGCGGCUGAGUCAGCUCGACCGGAGGGAGCCCCUGAGACCCCGUCACCAGAUGGGCCAGAGACGGUACAAUGUCCUGAGCGACCAACCAGUCAACCCAGUGAGAGGUCAGGGACAUUUUCCAUCUUUACUAAUAUGAGGGUGUUAUAAAUAUAAUCAUAUACAGCUGUAAAUUAGGAGCUUUGUGUGAUUUUUUUCUUAUUGUUUUUUUAAGUUUGUUGCCUGGGCUCGACUGGAUCGAGAGGGAGAACUUCUUGGAUGUCCACCUGACUAGGAACAGACCUCCCCCAGCACGGCGGCGACGCUCAGGACCCACUCAGAGGACUUCCUUCAGGAGAGCAGGUCAGAGAAGCAUCAAUAAAUUCACUUUCAACCCUUUAUCACCCUUUUUUGCAUCAAAAGAGCGUCUGCUGUAUUACAGGGCUUGACACUGACUUUUUUCGCAAGGAGUGUAUGUGCUCCAAAGUUGAAGAAGUAAGGAGCACACAAAGAACUUCAGGGGCAAAAUGAAAAUUGAUCAAAUAAUGUUUGUUUUAUUGGUCGACAUAAGUGCUAUUAUUUGAAAUCAAUUUUAGGUCAAUUGGUCACGACAUGGAGGCUAUUGAAGGAAAACAGCCUUUUUUUGAGAACAUCAACCGGUAAUUUAUUGAUGGUCCCUUAUUCAACACCUGAUGUUGACAGUGAAGGUGCUGAGAAGAUUUAAUCGCGCUGCUGUUACCAUUCCCGGUUACAGAGAGUGUGAAGACACUGGUUGAUCCGCAGUGAAUGUCCGUUGAAUAUCUAACCUAAAACUAACUUCACUGCGGUAUUUAUAUGGAAGUUAAUCUGUGCCAUCUGAUUGUGAAUUUGAAUUUCUAAAGCUGAAUUUUUUUUGCAUCAAAAUCAGACUUCAAAACCAUUGAAUUUCAAGCACGCAUUUUUAUUUCUUACACUUAAUUUUUUUUUUUACAAUAAUGAAAUAGAUUCAGUGUAAAAAAAAUCGGUCUGUCAAAAUCUUUUUGUGUAGUAAAAAUUCAACUUAAAAAAAUUUGGUGUCACAUGACCAAUCUAGCAUAAUUUGAUUGGCUGGAUGAUGGAUGAUUGAGCCAGAUAUCGAUUGCUUCUCCCUGGUUACCCGGAUGUCGAGUCUGGCUGUUUUACACUGAAUUUUUUAACACUGAAUUUUUUUACAUUAAUUUUUUUUUUAUGUUGAAUUUUUUUUUUUUCACAGUUGUUUUAAGUUGAAUUUUUACUAAAAAAAUUCUUUUGAGAGACCUUUUUUUUACACUAAAUUUAUUUCAUCAUGAAAAAAAAUUAGUGUCAGAAAAAAAAAUGCGUGCUUGAAAUUCAAUGGUUUAGAAAUUCAAAGACUGAUUUUGAUGCCAAAAAAAUUCUGCUUUAGAUACUUAAAUUCAAAAUCAGAUGGCACAUAUUUACUUCCAUAUAUUUACAUGAAAAAACAUUUGUUGCCUCAGCUGAUUUUUUUUAUGCGCACAUGUGCCCAUAAAUACAUUUUACAAUUCGCACACAUCUAUUUUGAGUCGCAAAUGUGAGUGAAACGGUCGCACUGUCGAGCCCUGUACUGAAAAAUGAGGAAAGUUCUUCAGUGUUCAUACUCUGCUUCCAAACUUGUUUCAAACAUCACUCUCUCUCUUCAGAUCUGCCGUCACCCAACCCCCUCCCACAGCUCUACCAGCAACACACAUCUGUCAGCGAUUGGCCAGAGCAGGUAGAGUUUCAUCCUUACUCUGCAGAGGAAGAGUCAGAACUCGGCUACAUGGACGACCCGUACCAUGAGGAAAGUUACGAGGACUUGCUCACGCCUUCCUUCUUUAGCCUGGAGAGAGAUACACUCCAGAUAGUAGAGGUGAAAACAGUCUCUUUCAGAGUGAAUUAUGAUGUUGGAUUUUAAAACCUUGAACCUUGCAUUAAAGUUUUUUUAAACUUUUGAAUCAGUCAAUAUUCUUGUCAAUAACAAGAACUAUCUUAACUCAUCUUCUUCUCAUCAUACAGGCUGGAGAAGAGCACAGUCAGAUGGUCAAGUGUGAGCUCUGCAACACCCUCACCCUCCAGUUUAACAACCACAUAAAGCGCCGUCACCCAGGCUGCGGUCAGAGUGCAGCACGCAAAGGUUACGACAGCACAGGCGCUUAUGUGGACGUCUGGUUUAAAGGGGAAUGCGGCUCCAACUUCCCUUUCUACCUCUUGUGCAGCUCCUGCAGGGAAAAGUAUCUGGCUGCAAACACGAGCGACCCAAAUUCCAAAUAUGAAAGGUAGAGCAGAUAAUGAAGAAGAUGAAAAAUGACAGAUUUAUGCAACAUGCUGAAUUUAACAUCAAAUAAAAGCCUCUCUAAACUUAACCUGCUCUAAAACCGUAUCUUGUUUUUGUUUCUGUAGGAUUAAAGGUCUGACAUCUGAUUUAGUCGGCCACUUGGACAGCACCUCUGAUGGUAGGAGAGUGGUACAGCAAUAAUUGUACUCUAACGUCUGUCACAAAGGUUUCUAACAUUUGAAUUUGGUUUCUGUUUGUUUAGAUGAUUGGGAAAUGAGCCACCAAGAUGAGUGUGACACAGACAAGCUGACAGGACUAGAGGAUUUUGGGCUUUUGCUGAGACCACUGGGGCUGACAGAGAAGAAACUGGUGCCAGACCCUAUCGCCUUCACGGAGCCAGAUCCCCUUGGAGCCCUGGUUUACAGCUCGGCUGACCCUAUGAGGGCAAUAGCCCACAAAGGUGUUAUAUUUUUCUUCCUUGCAAGUUUGGGUAAUCUGAAAUAAAUGCAGACUUUUGCACAUGAUAAAAUUGUCCCAGAAUGAAACGCUUAAAGAUACUGAAGCUUUCAAGAUUUAGAAACACUCACAAAACUUCCUUACACUUCUAUGAAUAAGUCUGACCCAAAACAAACCAUCUAUAAACACAGUUAGACUCUCUUAUCUUCAAACCUGAAUGUUGAAUCGCUGGUUGAAUCCAAAGCGAUCGGUUGUGUUUACUGAUUAUUACUCAGUACCUCACUGUCCUGUUGGUGUUCGUGUCCCAGUCACUUUUUCUCUGAUGGGAGAUUUAGUCUGCUUGUAACACACACCCACAUUCCCUCUGUGCUUGUUGGCAGCAGCAGAUCCCUGCCACAGCCAGACUUGCUGCUGCAGAGUGACUCAUCGCCCAUUUAUCAUAGCUGUGUAUCUGUAACACACAUACAGUACCCCCCAUUUGUCCCCAGCUGAUCCAGCACUGUGAUUUCUUUGCACACCCAAGCUUUAAGAAUGAGAGUGUUUGGAGAUGUAUGAUGGGUUUGUGCAGCAGUUAAAUGCCUCUUAUGUGUUUUUCUCACCAGGGAAUGCACAUGUUGAGCAGAAGACCACUCUGAGCCUUGGACAGCAGGCUGUAUCACUGAGGGACUCUCAUGACAGACUAAAAGCUUUAAGAAGAGUCACAUCCACAGCCCAGAUCCUCCUGGCUUACAGCAUGGUGAUGAGAGCUCUGUCUCAGACAGCCUCCAGGUAUGUUUGCCCGGCGUACAAUCUCGCUGAUAUAUAUUACUCACUGAUAUAUUUUGUCUUCAAGAUCCUCCCUCUCUUCAAAUUCUCCUCCUCUAGUGCGUCAGUGUGCAGCCAGUCUAAUGGGCUUGAGUCGCUGGGUCUGGCAGAUAUCCGUAUCCUGGUUCGGCUGAUGACUCUAGCGGCAGGAGGCAGAGCUCACACCUGUGUGGACAGACAGCCAGGUGUGAAGGGGCUGCCGACCGAGCGCAACAACUCCACCUGCCUCAGCUUCCUCUCCUCGGCUAUUGGCAGUGUGGUGUCUCACAGCCCCGCUGCUUACAGACAGCUGGUGGAGAUUUGCACUCAGGUCAGUCAGUCUGACAACAAAUAGUCAAUACUUUAUAUGAUGAUAAUAUUUAAAUCUACAUCAAGAUAAAUAUAUUAUCAUAGUUAAGAAGAGCUAAUUACACAUGACUGUGACUUCAAGUCUGUGCAGCAGAGGGCGCUAAUGAUACAGAAAAUAACAGUCCAAAACCAAUGCUCAUCAGAAUAAGCAAACACUAAAAACACCAUCAAAAUUUAUGUAUUUAUUUAUUUAUUUAUUUUUGCUUUAAUUGUUAUUGUUGUUUUGAAUAUUCUCAUUGGUUAUUAUUAUUUUUUUUUCUGUUUACUUUCUUGUGUUGCAGGCACAUGUUUGAAAAAAAUAGAAAAAAAAUGUUUAUCAGAAUAAGCAAACACUAAUAACAUAAUCAAAAUGUUUGUAUUUUUUAAUUUAUUUUUGCUUUAAUUGUUGUUAUCAUUGUUUUGAAUAUUCUCAUUGGUUUCGUUUUUUUUUUUUUUUUACUUUCUUGUGUUGCAGGCACAAUUACUGCAAAAUAAAGGAUUGUUGUUCUCAUGGGGCCAUUACAGGUCACUUAAAAAAAAUCUAUAUUUUCUGACAUUUUUUCUUCCGUAGGAUCUGAUGGCAGCAGCUACAGGAGUGAACAUCGGAGCCAUCACGGACCCACAGCAGAGAAGCUGUCUGAACUCCAGCCUAACAUCUGCAGUCCAAGGAACAGUCCAGCAGCAGAAAGAGUCCAACGAUCAGGCGCCUCCUACAUUCCUGGUCACUCAGAGUCUGGUGUCCCUGCUCACUGAAAAAGGUGUUCACUGUCACAGCUUAGAGAGGGUUGAACACGAGCCGAACGGUGAGACAAAGUAGAUCUCAGUCGUGGUGGAAGUGUAUGUCACUUUAUUAUAGCCUGUUUCUAAGUAUAUAUCUGUCUGACCUAGAUGCAGGAAAUCAAGGGGCGUCUUCUUCGUCCUUGCCUCCUUCCCCUCACCCCCAUCUGAGCACCAGAGUGGGCCCUCUGGAGCUGGCUAACGCUCUGGCAGCGUGCGUUCUUUCUGCCAGGCUGACCAACAAGCACCGCCAGUGGGCAGCUCAGCAGCUGGUUCAGGCUUUGGCCGCCACAGGACGGGACAGCCCUAAUCGCCCUCAGACAUACAGUGACCUGGCCGGUGAUCUGCGCAAAUGUCCCCUCAAGAGACUGGAAGGACAUUAUAACAAGGUGAAGCACUCACAUUGUGAUCUACAGAAAAAGAAACUGUAAACUUUCUAACAGUUUUUUCCUCACAUUAGGAUGCGUAGGUUCUUGUUGUUUGUAACUUGGUCUCUGGCACGGAUCAGUACUAGCAGGGACAACCUGUCAGGAGUGGAGACGUUGAAUAAAAAACAUAAUUAUUGAUGUUGUGUUCAGGUCACCAGCUGCUCCUGGAACAGUGAUCAGAGUUUGCUGGCUACCUGCUCUCAGGACAAGGUGGUACAACUGUGGAGCGUCAGUCAGAGUGCUGUGGAGUUACAGACCACCUUCUCCUGCAUCACCAGGUAUUAUCUGUUUGUUUCAGAAGAGAUUUUAAAAGCAUAUCUAUUUAUAUUAAAGGGUCAGGUUCAUCAAAACAAUUAUAUAACAAAUGAAGUAUGCAUGUAUUUGAUUUAAAAGUUCUUUUUUACUGUACUUGCUCACAGUUACAUGCAUCAGCCUCACUUAUUGCUAAAUAUCUAAAAUAAAUGAGAGUUUUCCUUGACUCUGCACUUAAAGUAGAACUGGGAUUACCUUCAUUUUCUGUGUUUUCCCCUCUAGUAAGGCGGACAGGUCGAGCAGUGAGAGAACCGGUAGAUGUCACCACAUGUCUCCUGUUUACUGGAGCACAGGUGGAAACUUUUUGGCCGCUCCAGAGAACAAACACAUCAACAUCAUGAACAUCAGGGGUAAGUCUGCGUGAAACUUUAAAUAUUACAUCCUUUAAGGUUAUUUUAAGGUUAAAUCUGCAUGUUUUAUGAACAACUCCAAUACUCACCCCAGAGGACAGUUUUCACUUUGACUCAGGCUAUUGAAAAGGGCACAGACUCAUGUCUGAAUCAUGUUUAGAUAUGUUUGUUUUGUUUUUUCUUUUAGCAUGGUACAGUUAUAACAUUUUUGGAUGCUGGGAUAAAGUGUGCCCACAGAUAGUGACUUUUGGAAGUGAUCUUGAGCCCAUGUGGUGAUUUCCACUACAGAGCCAUGUCUGUGAUGAAUGCACUGCUGCCUUAGGGUCCAAAGAUUACAACCAUUAGAUGUUGGUUUUCAGUCGCGUCCCUUAUAUACAGAGAUUACCCCAGACUCUCUGAAUGUUUUAAUCGUAUUGUUGACCUAAGAAGAUGAAUUCCCCAAAUGUUUUGCAAUUUUACACUGAGGAACAUUAUUCUAAUCCUCAUUUUAGCAUUACUUCAGAUAGACUUCGCCUCUCUGGAAUACUGUUUUAAUAAACAGCCAAGUCCCUGACUUAUUGUAAAUAAACUGAGUAGAUGUGAGAUGUUCCUCCAGGUGUUUGUUUUUAGCAUAACACAAGUACUGCUGGUGUCAAAAUUAGGAUGGUUAUGAAUAUAUAUUUGCAUUUUCAAAUUUAAAUUUCUCAUAUCGUAUUUUUACAUAAUUAAAUAUACGAUUGAAGUGAUUUGCAAGCCAUCAAAAUCUGUUUUGUGUCAACAUUUAUGUAAUGUUCCUCAAUAAGACGCCUGAUGAUUCUGGUUUUCUGUUCCCUGAAGGGUCUCACUGUCACGUAGAGCCUCAGGUGUCUCGGGUCACAGCCCUCUGCUGGGCUCAGGCCUUCAGCUUGUGGGCUCUCGAGCAGCCAGCUGCCAAUAAGAACAGGCCUGCUGAGAGCCUGCUGGUGGGACGACUGGACGGCUCCCUCUGCUGGCUGCAGGUCACACAGCAGGAGAUUGACCUGCUCGUAAAGAGCACAGAACUCACUCAUUGCUACAGGAAGGAGGGUGAGGACACUGCUGCACAUGCUGUUAUUCAGUUUCCAACAUAUAAUUGACAAGAUGGCCUUUAUGUUGAUAUUAGCAAGAAAACAUGUAGUAGUACAUUUCCAGAACUGUUAAACUACCUUCCCCUCUGAUCUCUCCUAGCCCCUCAGUGUGUGGCCUGGCACAGUGAGGACAAAGCUUUUGCGGUGGGCUACACAGGUGGAAAGAUACUUUUAGCCACAACAGAGACUUACAACAACGAUCAGCCUAUAGAGCUCUCUGUGUUCCAGGUUUGUCUCACAGUAGCAGUUUGCAAACACUGUAGCAUAAAAGUGUAUGAAAUUGUACCCCAUGUUAUUCUCUCUCAGGACGGUGUGACGUCUCUAAAGUGGGAUCCCACGGGACACCUCCUGCUCUGUUUGGGCAGGUCGGAGGUGGUGAAGAUACUGGGACGCUAUGGGGGCACCUGGGUGACCCUCCACUCCCUCAUUCACAGCAGCACUGUCAACAUCGCAGAGUGGUGUCCGCUGGCUGGAAGAGCUCCUGAUCCCAGGCUCAUGUUGGCCGCGUUAGUGGAUUAUUAUUUUUCCUUUUUUUUCUGCUGAAUCCUGCACAUCUCUCGUUAGGUUACUUUUCAGUCGGCAUCUAAAACUUAAAGGGAUAUUCAGGCGUAAAAUUGAUUUAGGGUCAAACACACCGUCAAGAGAUGAAUAUUGCCGCUCGCUUCUCUAGUUAUACCAAUUUUAGUAACGACCGCACGAUAACAAUACACAGCGGUCUGAGAAGCCACACACAAACCUUAACCAAAAAGCCACUCUAUAACCACAAAUAAUGCUCAGAACAGCAACUAACUUCAUCAACAGUACAUAUAGGGUCCUAGCCAUAGUACUAGCCACCAAACAUCUUUUAAACUUUGCCUAAUUUCUUUAGCAAAGAGACAAAACACAACUCACCUACUCUCUUCCAGCAGCCGCUUGUUUGUAGCGAGACCUCGGAGCAGCUCAAGGAGGAACAUUUAUGAUCAUUGAUGAUGAGCUGCGUCACCUGGCUGCAGUCUGUAAUGGACUGGUCUCGCUACAAACAAGUGGCUGCUGGAAGAGAGUAGGUGAGUUGUGUUUCGUCUCUUUGCUAUAGAAAUUAGGCAAAGUUUAAAAGCAGUUUUGUUUGUACUGCUGAUGAAGUUAGGUGCUGUUCUGAGCAUUAUUUGAGGCUAUACAGUGGUGUUUUGGUUGAGGUGUGCGCGUGGAUCCAUAGACCGCUGUGUAUUGCUAUCCUGCGGUAGUUACUAAAGUUGGUAUAACUGGAGAAGCAAGCAGUCUGCAACAUUCAUCUCUCGACGGGGUGUCUAACUCUGUGUUACAGUGUGUUUGACUCUGAAUUAAUUUUAUGCUGGAAUGUCCCUUUAACCAAAGCAACAGUAAAGUAUCUGGUCAUAACUGCAUGUAGGAUAUUUGUUCCUUUGCUCAAAUGAUUUUCCAUCAACAUUACUUCUCUCCAUGUUCCUGCAGUGGUUGUCAGAAUGGCUCGGUGCAUGUCUGGACAUUGCCACAGGGGGGUACCACUGUAUCUUUGCCCAACAUCCUGAACAGCCCCCCGAGCCAGGACAAAAGCUCUGAAGUCAAGGUCAGUGUGGAGCUGCUGCUGCUGCUGGGGUUUCAUAUCCACUGCGGAUUCUGCCUUCCUCUGUUCUGUUGAAAUAUAAAUUAGUCAGGAUUUUAUUGUUAAUGUUUGAUGUUAGCUGUUCUCAUUGAGUUUUUCUUUUUCUUUUUUACAACAGGAGAGCACAAAGUGUGUGUUCAUACUGCAUGGCCACAUCACAGCAGUGAAGUCUCUGUCAUUUUGCUCCAGUGGACUGGCUCUGGUCUCGGGAGGGAUUGGGGGACUGCUCAACAUCUGGUCCUUACAGGUCAGAAAACAGCUUCCACGGAAAAUAUAAAACCUUUACUUUGAAUAUUCUUAAAUUAACUGUUGGGAGUCUCAAUACAGAGUUUAAAUCUCUUUUUGUCUCUGUGCAGGAUGGUUCAGUUUCACAGACUGUUACAGGUUUGGGCUCAGUCGUCAGCAGUACUUGGAUACCAAAUUUGGGUGUAGCUGCCUGCUUUGGGAGGUCAAAGGUAAUUUGGAGCACUGAUCAAUUUGUAUGUCAUAAAACACAUGUCGGCUUGUACUUAAUCACUUGGUCUGAAAAGUUGUCCAGUAAAAAGUUACCAUAUUUUUUUGCCUGGGUCACUCGACACUUUCUUCCUGUUGCUUUUUCUUCCCCAGGAUGUGUUAUUGAUCUGCUGCACCCCUGACUGGAUCAGUCAGAAUCACAUACUGGCUUCCUGUCGGAUGGUCCUCAGAAGUCAGAACAUCCUGGGUCUAAAUCGGGCUCCUUGUUUGGCCGUCUUCCUGGAGCGGCUGCCCUUGCUGCUGCAGGAACAGCACAGCUAUGAGCGGGUCAUUACUGAAACUAUUAAAAAGUUAUUUUUGUGCCUCUUUUGUGAGACUCAGCUAAAACUUGAUUUUUGAUGACCCUCUCCUUAUGCAGAGCCAUGUGUCAGCCGGCGAUCAGCUCGUCCACAGUGCCUUCCUGCAGAGCCUGGCCUCCCUCGCUGUUGGGUUGUCCUUAGAGAAGCACCUGUGCAAGUUUCCCCGGCCCCCACACCACACUACUCCUGAGACCCACUCCUGCCCCUCGGAGUGGAGCUGGCUCUCCAUGUACGCCACCACUGUCCGCAGUGCUGAGGCCAUCGCCAGUGGUACUGCCUUCCCAGAAUCCUUCAUUGUCUCAGAGUUUCUGGAGGUGGAUGAAAAUGGACUCAUUAAAGCGUUGGUGAGCAGAGACAAUAAUCUCUGUGCUGUUGUUUGUCCAGAAAAAAAAUUGGAUGUCUUAUGAGUGGACAUCUGAGAGGAAACUUUUCUGUCUUUUCAGGACAACAGUAAGUGGAGCUUCAGAAUGGACGAACAGCUGAUGUCAUGGGCAACAACAAGACCUGAGGUAACGCUUCAGUGAUCCUUCAGAAUAAAAUGUUUCAUAAACGGCAAAAUAAAAGUUUUUCCUCAUAAUGAAAACCUUUUUUUGAUUAACCUGUUUCUGCAGAGAAAAAAGAGUAUGAUUUAGAGUCUAACCCGUUACAUAUUUUUGAUAGUCAUACUCAUAUCAAUUCAAGAGGCAGAGAGACCUGUUAAUACUGAUAUUUUGGCCUAUUAGUUGGGGUGGGAAUCACCAGUGACUUUACGAUAUGAUAUUAUCACAAUACUUGGGCCACGAUAUGAUAUUAUCACGAUACUUGAGCCACGAUAUGAUAUUAUCAGCAUACUUGGGCCACGAUAUUAUAUUAUCACAAUACUUGGGCCACGAUAUGAUAUUAUCAGCAUACUUGGGCCACGAUAUAAUAUUAUCACAAUACUUGAGCCACGAUAUGAUAUUAUCAGCAUACUUGGGCCACGAUAUUAUCACGAUUUUUGAGCCACGAUACGAUAUUAUUGCGAUACUUGAGCCAUGAAACAAUAGUAUUGCGAUACUUGGGCCACGAUAUGAUAUUAUCAGCAUACUUGGGCCACAACAUUAUCACAGUACUUGAGCCAUGAUAUGAUAUUAUCACGAUACUUGGGCCACAAUAUUAUCACGAUACUUGGGCCACAAUAUAAUCACGAUACUUGGGCCACGAUAUUGUCACGAUACUUGAGCCACGAUACGAUAUUAUCACGAUACUUGGGCCACGAUACGAUAUUAUUACGAUUUUUAACAUUUUGCAAAACAGUGAGUAUUGCGAUACAAUAUAUUGUGAUUUAUACAAUUUUUUCAACUAUUUAGCUAAUUUAGCAUUUGUCUUUCCUUUAUGUUUGUCUUAUUUACACAGUAUUUUAUAUUCAUGUAGCACAUCUUGCAAACCACUUGUGUCAGGUCCAUCUCAUUUGUGCCCUGUUUGCAUUCCCAAUGUGUUCCCCUAGGUGCUGCUGUUUGUUGUUCUAACUUUCUCCCGCUCUAUGAUGUUACCUCUGCCAACCUCACUGGACAAACAGUUGAUUUUAUUUUUCCAUUAUCAUAGAUUUGACUUCAUAUUAACAAUUAAUUUGAAAAAAAUCGAUACUUGGUCAGUGAGACGAUACAAUAUAUCACCAGACAAAAUAUCGGGAUACUAUGCUAGGUGUCUUUUUAAAGAACUAUUGCACAAAUAUUGCACAAAUAUUGCACAAAUUUUGCACUAAUGACAACAACAACAACCUAUUUAAAUGAGUGUAUUCUUAAACAAGUACUUGAAUACUGAAUAUCCAACAUAAUUAAGAUAAAGAAGAACUUUAUUCAUCCCUGAAGGAAAAUUCAGUGUGUGUCAAUUCUAUUAGUGAAUGCUCAGCUUUAAUUGACUACAGAUAGUGUCGAUUAAUUCUUGAUUGAUUCUGGUAAAACUACAUGACGACAUCUGUUUACAAAAUACCCAAUAUCAUCUUCUUCUUGUUAGAUAUAAUGAAAUAAAUGUCUUGUACACACAGCAGAAAUCAUACAUGCUUGUACAUAUAUGUCUGUAUCAGCCUACAGAUAUAUCUUUAAAUUUAAAUUUGUGUUUUUCAGGACUGGCAACAAGGCGGGAAGAGUGAGGUGUACCUGUGGGGAAAUGGGCGUUAUGGACAGUUGGCAGGGAUGGGAACUAACCUCAUGAUGCCUGCUCUCGCUCCGUCUCUGUUACAAACACAGCAGGUAGAAACUUUUCCUAGUCAUGGCACAGUCUCUGUCCUUUAUUGUUUGACUCAUUUUGUCCUGUCCUUUGUGGAUGUGUUUAUUGUCUCUCAGGUUGUGUGUGGACAGAACUGUACCUUCCUGGUCCAGUCCAAUGGGACGGUCCUGGCUGUAGGAGAAGGACAAUAUGGCAGACUGGGUCAGGGCAACUCUGAUGAUCUCUACAUCCCCACUAUUAUUUCUGCUUUUCAAGGUACAAAAACCAUCCAGAGGCCUCAAGUGGGCGCCGUUGUGCCAUAUUUUGUGACCAAUUUCAUUUCGAGCCUCUAUUUUGCUGCAGAUGUUAAGUUUAAUAUUUUAUCUUCUUGUGAUCUGUGUGUAGGUUAUGUUGUGACUCAGCUGGUCACGUCGUGUGGAUCUGACGGACACUCCAUGGCUCUGACUGAGACUGGGGAGGUCUUCAGUUGGGGGGAUGGUGAUUUUGGGAAACUGGGCCAUGGGAACAGUGAGAGGCAGAGGCGACCCAAACAGAUAGAGGCUCUACAAGGAGAAGACAUUGUUCAGGUAAACAUCGGAGAGUUUUUCGCUUUUAAACUGAAGUCAGGGUUGGUGUUAGGAUCAGCUGAUGUACUUUGUUGCCUGCCUGAACUAACACUCUUCUCAAUUUCUAUUUAAAUAAGUUUCACCCCCACAUUUCACUACAUUUUCUCCUUUAAUUUCCAGCUUGCUUGUGGUUUCCGGCACUCUGCUGUGGUCACUGCAGACGGAAAGUUGUUCACGUUCGGCAGCGGUGAAUCCGGCCGACUGGGUCAGAGGUCAACAUCCAACAAGAUGCUGCCUGAGAGAGUAGCUGCACUAGAAGGAUAUCAUGUGGGUCAGGUAAGAAACAGAUGUUUCCUAAAGACAGAUUUUGAACCAGUCCACACAUUAGAAAAGGAAAAAAUAAUUCAACUCUUUUCCAGGUGUCCUGCGGUCUCAACCAUACACUGGUGCUCUCUCUUGAUGGCAUGGUUGUGUGGGCAUUCGGAGAUGGUGAUUAUGGCAAACUGGGGACAGGCUCCUCCACAGCCAAAUACUACCCACAGGCAAGUGACAGAGUUGACCUGCUUGUUUCCCUGGAGGAUGCUGCUUUGAGUGUUAUGACUUAAUUUACAUUGAGCUCUUCUCUUUAGUUUUGAUGUUGUUGUGUUUUUUUAAUUCGUUCCUGUUUGCAGAAAGUGGAGCCGCUUUGCAACAAGGGAAUCAAGAAGGUCAGCUGUGGGACUCAGUUCUCGGUGGCGCUGGGCUGUGAUGGACGUGUUUACACAUUUGGACAAGGUAGAUUUGACUCUGACAGGGAAAUUGAAAAUGUUUCUACUGUGAGUUUUUUUUUUUUUAAACUGUGAUUAUUCAACUAAUUACAAAUCCAUUUAAAGGGAUAUUCCAGCAUAAAAUUAAUUUAGGAUCAAACACACCUUAACACCGAGUUGAGAGAUGAAUGUUGCUGAUCGCUUGCUUUUCUAGUUAUACCAGCUUUAAUAAGACCUCAGGCCAGUCCAUUACGGACUACAGCGGGGUGACGCAGCUUAAGGAAGAACAUUUGUGAUCAUUUUGUCAUUGUAAUGCGAUCAGACUGAGACGCUAAGGCAGAAAAACUACCACGUCUGCAGUGCAAAUGAUUAAUAUGGUGAUUAUUACUUAAAGGAAAUGAUACAGAAAUGAUCAUUAAUGUUCUUCCUUGAGCUGGGUCACUGCGAUGGACUUGCCAGAGGUCUCUCUACACAUAAGUAGCUGCUGGAAGAGAGUAGGUGAGAUGUGUUUAGUGUCUUUGCUAAAGAAAUUAGGCAAAGCUAAAAAGAUGUUUGGUGGCUAAUGCUGUGGCUAGGACCCUAUAUGUACUGUUGAUGAAGUUAGGUGCUGUUCUGAGCUUUAUUUGUGGCUAUAGAGUGGCGUUUUGGUUGAGGUUUGUUUAUGGCUCCUCAGACCACUGUGUAUUGCUAUCGUGCGGUUGUUACUAAAGUUGGUAUAACUGGAGAAGCAAGCAGUCGGGAACAUUCAUCUCUUGAGGGGGUGUCUAACUCCGUGUUAUGGUGUGUUUGACCCUAUAUUAAUUUUACGCCAGAAUAUCCCUUUAAGAUGCAAAUUAAUCACCUGGAAAUAGACUGAGCCCUCACUAAAACACGAUAGGACUUCAUCUCAAUUUGACACACAUAAAUCUCUGUUCUGAACUUUUUAAUUAAGAAAAUUUGACUGUUUCAAAAUGUACUUUUUCUAGACCUCAUGUACAGUGUUCAUCAUGCAUCAUGGCCAGUAAAUUUCACCCAUGAAGUAUUCAGUUGGAGAGAAACCUCUCUUCCUGAGAGUUGACGUCAGCUCAGCUCCUCAGCAUGCAGCUCAGACUGAACUCAGUUUUCGUAGUUUUGCUGUUUGUUUUUUGUGCACACUCGUGGCAGCAUCGUAUCAUCAGGCUCCCUCCUGUUUAUCCCUCAGAGCGUCUGAUCGGCCUGCCGGACUCCAUGCUGAAGAAUAAAUCCUGCCCUCAGGUGGUGCCGUCUCUGGAGGGGCUCUUCGUAGAAGACAUAGCUGUCGGCUGUGAGCAUGUGCUGGCCCUGUCCUCCACCGGAGACGUCUACGCCUGGGGCUGCAACAGCGAGGGACAGGUAACAAACAUCCUGUGUAAUAAACUCUACACAUUAACAAUCUGAAAUCUGCUCAUCAGAGGUCUGUCUCAUUUCUGUGUGUUCUAGCUCGGCCUUGGACACUCCAACCCUGUGAAGGAGCCCACUCUCCUAACAGCCCUCCAGGGGAAAAACAUCAGACAGAUCUCUGCUGGUCGCUGUCACAGCUCGGCAUGGACCACCCCCUCUACCUCCGUGAAGCACUCAGGUAUGCAUGCAGGUUCUCUUUACCGCCGUGAUCCAUGAAAAAAGGACACAUUUAGGACUCUGGUUCUGACUUUCAUCCCUAGGUGGCCCUGGAAACUUCCAGCUCGGCCUUCCCCAGUCAGUCCCCCCACAGUACAACACUCUGAAAGACUGCAGCCCCGAUGUCCUCUGCCUGCGCCUCAGGGUCCUCUACCACUUCUCUGAUCUCAUGUACAAGUCCUGGAGGCUGCUCAACCUCGAUGCAAGAAACCCGGUGAUCUUUAAUCCCACUUUGACCUUUUUUACUGAAAAUAAAAAAAACCCUCCUCCUCUCCUUCUUGUUAAUCAUCUCUGCAUCUACCCCAUUUUUCGUCUGAUGCCUCAUUUGCUUCCCUCUAAUUAAUUCCCCGUCCUCCCCGCUAUCCAGGUGUCCACUUCACGCUACAGUUCAGGGACGACAGCCAUCAUCCGCGGUGAACUCAGAGGCCUUUUAUCACCUAAGGUCAACACUCUGCCUCUGGUGCGCUCCAUUGGCAGGACAAUGACGCAGGGCAAAACAUAUGGGCCACAAAUUACUGUGAAACGAAUUUCCACAAGGUAAGGACGACCAGGAUGGCUUGUAUGUUGGCGGACUCUGUAGGUUCUUCUAUAUAGGUCAUGCGAUGUUUUUCUAAGACCUCUGUGUGGUAAAUGCAGUCUGUACAUUUUCACCUGUGCUUUCUCGCUCCCCUUUCACAGAGGGCGUUCCAGCAAGCCUAUCUUCGUGCAGAUCGCCAAGCAAGUGGUGAGUCUGAACCCCCUCGAGCUGCGACUCCCUUCCCGAGCUUGGAAGGUCAAGCUUGUCGGAGAGGGAGCGGACGACGCCGGAGGAGUGUUUGAUGACACCAUCACUGAGAUGUGCCAGGUAGGAAUCGAAGAGGUCUGAGAGCAACAGAGAGAGCUUUGAAAAAUCCUCUAUUUUUAAAGUGACACAGCACUUUGUGUUUGAUGCAGGAGCUGCAGUCUGGAGUCGUGGAGCUUCUGAUUCAUACUCCCAACAGCUUUGCAGAUGUGGGCUGUAACACUGACAGGUGCACACUUCACAGUCGUCUCCUCUUGAACAGUUUCUUUAUACUAAAACAUGUUCUGAAAUCAAAACUUUCUUGCACAUAUCUUCACAGGUUCUUACUGAACCCAGCUGCACUCUCAGAGGAUCACAUAGUCCAGUUUCGCUUUCUGGGCAUCCUCAUGGCUGUAGCUAUCCGCACGAAGAAACCCCUAGAUUUGCACCUGGCUCCUUGGGUGUGGAAACAGCUCUGCUCGAUGCCACUAGGAGGGCCAGACCUGGAGGAGGUGGACCUGCUCACUUACCGUACCCUGCAAGGCAUCCUUCACCUGGAAAACAGUGGCAUCACAGAAGAUAACUUCCACGUGGUGAGAUACGAAGCAAAUAGAGUUAAUAAUGACGACACACCAUCUCACUCUUUUUCUGAUCAUAACAUCACAACUCUUUUUUUAAAGAUGAUCCCGCUGGACUCGUUUAUGGCCCACAGUGCAGAUGGAAGGCUGGUUCCUGUGGUUCCUGGAGGGCAGAACAUUUCCCUCACGUUUGCAAAUCGGAACGAAUAUGUGGAGCGAGCUCUGGACUACAGGCUGCAUGAGAUGGACUCACAGGUUUGAGUGGUUUUCGACUGAUUUUAGGGCACGACGAGCUGCGACUAAAAAACCUGUGAGGGAGCUUCCACACGAACUAAUAUCAUUCACAAACGUCACAUAGUAAUGCUGCAUUUGAGUUACCUCAAUGCAGUCACCAGCGAGUUACCAGCGUUUCAGUUACCAAGUCGGAAAAAAGCAAACAAGAUAAGAGAUAAUCAUCGCCUUCAAUUUAGCUUUUUUUUACGACUUGAUAACUGAAACGCUGGUAACUCGGGUGUGAUGUCAUUUUCAGCUUCGACAUCUGACUUCCGAGGUAACUUGAAUGUAGCAUUACUCUAUUUCAUGAGUUAUUAGCAUUUGUAUGAGGACAGUAAUUGUCACUUCUGGUAUAAUGCGACAACUCUACCUCAGCUCUUUCUAUGUAAAAUGGAACAAUUUUACUGGAAUUGUCAAAAUCAUCCACACAAUACCUCAAAUAAUGUCCUAAAAAUCAGUAAUGAGAGGGUUUUUUACAAUAACAUUGCAGAUUGAUACUUUUGUAAGAUUUACCCAUAAAAAAGUUCUUGCAAUAAACUAACUGUGGCAUUUUGUCAUAUUUUCUGAGUACUACAAAUAAAAUUCCAGCUAGUAAUAAUCUAAAUAUUUCCAUUUUGCUAUGAAAGAAAAAGCUAAACAAAAAAAUAUUUAAACUGGCGGUCAAAUUUUUUUUUACAGGGUAUCUGCUGGGUCUUAAAAAGUCUUAAAACCGUCUAUAAUCUAAUAACUUGAAUUUAAGGCUUUAAAAUGUCUAAAAUUCUCUUAAAAUCUCACAAAAUUUCUUAAAUAGGAUUUUAAAAGGUCAGAACAUUUUUUUUACUCUACUUACAAAUAAAUAACAUGCAAAAGGAAUAAAGAUUUAUUUGAAGUGAUGUAAAAUGUUCCAAUUUCCCUCUUCUUCUUCAUGUCUUUUGUACUUUUUUGCCAGUAUGUGUGUUAAAUGGGUCUUAAAUUGUAUUAUAUAUAAAAGUCUGAAAUUUGACAUGUUAAAAAUAAAUAAAUUUGCAGGAAUUUAAAAAAAGAUUUGGUUAUUGAAAGUUGGAGAGCCCCUAAACUGCAAAAUGGCUCCAUGGAGGGUCUUUAUGAGCAUAAAUUGACAGUUUUUAACCUCAAUAAAUAUAGAUAAAGAUAGACUAGAUAUGUAAAAAAUAUUAGUCCAACCAAAGGCUAGGAUAAUAAUGGAUGAGUAAAACCUUAGUGUGGAUUCUUCUCCACUGUAUCUGAAAUCCUGCAGCCAUUGUAAACAACAUGUCAGUCCAUUAGUGUUGAGUCCAGAGCCUGCGUGCUGAGCUGUUGCCCUCCCCUUUAUCUUGCCCUCUGAUGUUUCAAAGUACCCGAGCUUGUUGUUGUUGUGUCGUGUCCAGGUGGCAGCAGUCAGAGAGGGCAUGUCCACCAUCAUCCCCGUGCCCCUCCUCUCCCUGCUGACGGCACAGCAGCUGGAGCAGCUGGUCUGUGGCCUGCCGGAGGUCUCGGUGGAGAUGCUGAAGAAGCUCGUGCGUUACCGUGACAUCACAGAGAGCCACCAGCUCAUUGGCUGGUUCUGGCAGAGCCUGGAGGAGUUCACCAACGAGGAGCGCGUGCUUUUCCUGCGUUUCGUCUCUGGCAGGUCCAGGUUGCCUUCUAACCCGGCUGACAUCACACAGAAGUUUCAGAUCAUCAAGGUUGACAGGGUGAGACCACGACUAACAGAGAAACAACCACUUCUGAAUGAGGAAACCAUUUUUAAAAGUACAAACAAGAUCAACAAGAGGGCUUGUCUUUAAUAAGACGUCAGGGAAGUCGUUGGAGAUUAUUUGGGAUAUAAAUGACACCAAUUACGCCCACAUUUUCUGGAGUUGCCAGGUCUACGCAGACAGUUUUAUAACAUAAAUGACAUCUUUAGCUCAUUCUUGUUCAGGAUGACAGUCUGUACCCACAAGAGUGAUUCUGCUUUAUGAGCAGCUUGUGGGCCACUUCCUAUUAGUGAAUCAGUUAUUAAAAGAAUAAUAUAUUAACUAAAUGUCACAGAAAGGUUUUAGAUUCCCUGAAGAAAAAUUUUUCAGGCUGUGGGGGAAGCGAAUUGAACCUUUAAUUGAACCCAGAUGCUUAGACUCUUUCAUUGUAAAAUCAAUUUUUAUCAUUUUUCCCCUCUACUUCUCCUGUAAUUCUUGUAGUAUUGAAGGUGAAAUCUGUUCAUUUAUAAAAAAAAAUAAAAGUUAAGGUACAAAGUCUUUUUUUAGAUAAAAUACCUGUCAGUAACACCAGAAAAGAUGGGAAUCACUAGUGGCCCCACGAAACAAUAUUAUCACAAUACUUGAGGCACGUUUUGAUAUUAUCACGAUACUUGGGCCACGAUACGAUAUAAGCAUGAUACGAUAAUAUCACAAUACUUCGGCAACAAUAUGAUAUUAUCACAAUACUUCGGCCACAAUACGAUAUUAUCACGAUACUUGAGCCACAAUACGAUAUUAUCACAAAACUUAGGCCACGAUAUGAUAUUAUCUCGAUACUUGAGCCACAAUACGAUAUUAUCGCAAUACUUGGGCCACGUUCUGAUAUUAUCACAAUACUUGGGCCACGAUACGAUAUUAUCACGAUACUUGGGCCACGAUACAAUAUUAUCACAAUACUUGGGCCACAGUACGAUAUUAUCACAAUACUUGAGCCACAAUAUGAUAUUAUCACGAUACAUGAGCCACAAUACGAUAUUAUCACGAUACUUGGGCCACAGUACGAUAUUAUCACAAUACUUGGGCAAUGAUACAAUAUUAUCACGAUACUUGGGCCACAAUACGAUAUUAUUGUGAUUUUUAACAUUUUGCAGUACAAUAUAUUCCGAUUUAUACAAUUUUUUUAACUGUUUAGUUUGUUUAGCAUUUGUCUUUCCUUUAUGUUUGUCUUAUUUACACAGUAUUUUAUUUAUAUGUAGCGCAUCUUGCAAACCUUAUUUGUUGUACCAAUUCUUCCUGCUCUAUGAUGUCACCUCUGCCAACAUCACUGGACAAACAGUUGAUUUUAUUAUUUCAUUAUGAUAGAUUUGCUAUGCUGUAGCGAUUUUUUUUUCUAUCACCCCUAAUGGUAAAUAUAAGACAGGUGAUCCUCCCAAGUAAAAGGAUGAAGUUUGAUAAAAACAGUAAACUGAUCUCUUUCUUUAUUCCUCAUCAGCCAAUCAAUGGCCUCCCCACUGCUCAGACCUGCUUCUUCCUCUUCCGCCUCCCUCCGUACACGAGCCAGGCCAUCCUCGCCGAGCGUCUGCGUUACUCCAUCCACAACUGCCCCUCCAUCGACAUGGACAACUACAUGCUGACGCACAACACUGACCCUGCAGACAGCUCGGACACGGAGGACUGAAGCAGCCGCACGUCAUCAACAGUGUGAUGAAUGUAACUUCUCUCAUGCCAUGCACAUUAUGCACUGAACACUGGUUUUUAUUUGCCAAACCUGUACGGUAGUGUACUGUUUCUAUGUGGGUUGACUUAAAGAUACGUGUAGUUCUGGGUUUUUUCCGACUGUGCAAGGUGUUGUAAUUAUUGCAGUGACAACUCUGAAUCAAAACUUCAGGGAUACAGACUAAGAUUUUUAAAUAUAUAGGUGAUGAAGCCACAAUAAAAGAGUUCAUGUGCCUGUUUGUUUGAAAAUAAUGUAAUAAUUUAUUGUCCUGCCGCACACAGGCAGUAUUAUGUAAAAUAAAGAGUGUUUAAAUAAGGA